CUCAAGUCGUCAGUCGUUAGCCAAAAGUCGGACGAGAUUGCUGCAAAAUUAAAAACAUCUUCGGUCACACGCGCGCAUAUAGUAAAAAAAAGAAGAAAGAAUAAUAACAAAAAUAAUUCCGACUUUAUAGACUUUUACACAGAUGUGUAUAUAUUUUAGUGUGUAUAGCUAUAGUUAGAUACAAAGUGACCGAAAAGGCAAGAGCAAGGAGCAGAAGCGCAGAGAAGCACAAGAGAAAAUCGGACUAUCGUCUCAAGUUACCCCUCUUAUAUAUUAUUAUAUAUUCUUUAACUUGGAAAAUCGGCUACGGAAAAACCACCCCUUCGAGAAAUUUUCUCUAUAUAAAAUUUAGUGUAAUUUUCUUCUCUUAAUAAAUAUUUACCCACACACCCGGCGUGAUAUCCAGCAAGCGGCAGUAAGACCGAACGUACACUUCUGCCUUCCGCCUUCUCCCGUUUCGGUUCGAGUCGUCCGAGAACUGUUAGGGGCCGUUUUAGUUUCCUACAAUCGUUUCCCUCGUGUUGUUUGGUCGGUUAGAUACCAAGGAGUUGUCCUUACGUAUUAUCAUAGCUUCAGAGAAAGUCGGGCACCACAUCUAACUCGACUCUCUUACGGUUCGGACCUAAAAAGCGUAUAUUUCUUAGCUCCUUGAACAAGAACGUCAAAAUCUACCGAAAUUUAAGAAAGAGUAAAAACUAAACCCGGAUUCGAGUAUAUUGUGAUUUGCUUCGAACAGCUAGCGAACAGCAUAGUUAUAGAAGAAGAAGAAGAAAAAACUGAAACAAGUCGUCAAACCAACCGAAUCGUGUUGAUUCCAGCAGCUCAAGAAAACUCAACAUCAAUAGCUCAAUCUGCACUCAGCCUCACAUCAGAAAAUAAAAAUGCUAGAGAUGGAUCAAAACCGUGUUUGAAAUGGAACGAAAUGAUCGCUGAACAAAAACAAGCCAAAAAUAAUAAACAAAAUAUAACGCCGAGGAUUAAGUGGUGAAAAAUAAAAAAUAAAGAAUAAAGUGUUGCGCGCUAAAAACCAAAAAAUCAUGACCAUCAACCAACAACGAUCAUCGGUGGUCGCCAGUCUGCUGAAUUUAAUGGAUACAACCACGAACGGCCUGCGGCAGUCCAACGACGCGGCCGGACCUCGCGAAUCAGUGUUCCCACCAAGCGAAAUGGUGUUCUUGCUUUGAACAAGUUCUUUAGUUGACUUUUUAGUUCUACAAAACCCAAACAAACUGAUCAUACGAACCUAAUAAUAAACGACUAUAUCUAGUGUGUGUGACAUGUUCUCCAGGAAAACCGAUAAAUAUAACAUAAAGCAUCUUGUUUCAUUAAUCGUACACAAAACGGAACCCAAUAUAGUUGGACUCUGAACACAAAAGAUGCUGAUACCAGAAUCCCGUACCAGGCGUCAACAUGAAAAAAAUACGCAAACUGGUCAAUUUGUUGCAAAAUGUCAUCCGAAAGAAAUGAGUGAAAAGUUAUGUGAAAUCGCAAAAUGGUCAGACAAUUACAAUGACGAUUGAUGGCCUGCGGAGCCUCGAUCGUGUAUUGGACUAUAGAAGCUAAAUAGUAAAACAAUAAAAAAAAUGAUAACACUAAUAUCGUAAAAAAAACAAUAUGAAAAUUAUUCCCCCCCAAACAAAAAAAAUAACAACAAAACACGCAAAUACAAAAUGCACCCAAGUGCAGUAGAAGUGUCACCCCCCGAAGUUUAGUUUGUCGUAUUUUUUACUACUGCAAAAAUCAACCACGACCAAGACCACAGAAGACCAGUGAGAGUGAAAAUUUUCCGAAAACGUUAGAAAUGUGAAAAAAACAUGACGAAAAGUCUGAGUGAAAUAUUUUAUGUUUGAGCUAACCGAACAACUACUGAGGAAGACAAACGACAUAUUCAACAACAACAACCCAAAAAAAAACAACUAUCGGAAAAAACAGCGUUCGGGAUAAAGUAAAAUAAAACAAAAACCGACCGAAAAUCAAACGAACAAACAAAACAGAAAACAGUUUUAGUUUAAGUGUGCCACACAGCAAAGUGAAACAAACAUUGAACAAGUGAAAUUCUUGUGCGACCGAUGGACGCCCUAUAAUCGAUAACUGUAAUGUGCGGACACAGCCCCCGUAUGUAGACUAAGGUCCCGACGAACGCUAAAACUAAGGGAGCUACCCGCGUGGAAACGAGGAACUUCGCCAUCGCAUAACCCCGGAUGACGAAUUCAUUCCAAGUUCCCGGAAAUCUUCGGCCGACUCCCGACUCAAAACAAAACGAGAAAAAAAACCACAACAAGAACAAAAACCCAACGGACACAAGUGAAGUAAACGCAAAAAAAGUGAGUGUGUGUGUAGAUUCCCGAAAACAAAAAAAAACUGGAAUACUCGCUCCCUGCCCGAAGAAAACGAAAAGAUAAUAGUGAAAAAUUAUAAACUACGAGACAUAUUUAACCGAACAGAGAGUGAACAGCCAAAGCUUUAGCAAAUCACAGACUGAAAGUGAAAUUACCCUACCGUAAAGUGAAAGUGUGUAACGUGAGCUGAAAAGGACAGCGUGAACAACAUAAAACGAAACAAAACAAUUGUACAAAAGGUGCAUUACAAACCUUACCGAAACAAAAAAAAAGUCUCUAAAUCACCCCCGGUACGUGUGUCACAUGUGUGCAAAAUAGUAACCCACAAAAAAAAUAGCAAUCAUCCUGCUCAACCCUUGAUUCCCCGUGAUUCAGCUUCAUCCCGAUUCGCAUUCACAACUCCGUAGCCUUGUCCAGUCCUUGCUGGAACCGAAAUAAGCAUGACCUCAUCAGAGAAUGUACGAUUUCCCGGACCUGUUUGACCCAAGUCCACUCUACCUCUAGGAAAAAAACAAAAUCACUUUCGCCAUUCUCAUAGCGAAGUCAUUCGUUUUCUUUUUUUCUUCUUGAACUACAACUGGCCUGGCUCAAGUCCAACGAGCCAACAGACAAAAAAAAACCCUCAUUGACUGGACUAAUAAAUGUCUACCAUUUGCGCCAAUCAACUGGUAGCCAUUUUCCUAAUCAGUGUCAAUUAGGAGGGGUUUGAAUUUCCAAUUCCCAAACAAAACAAAAAAACACGUCCCCCAAACCAGGCCGUUCAAAAGUCCCGUUGUUUACAUUUUGUUGUCUGCCGUCUGUCGUAGAGAGGUAAAACAAAACCAAAUCAGCCAGUCCCGCAAACUAUACACGUGGCAUUCGCUUCCCGUCAUCCGGUCCCCACUAACUUCCGUAACGUAACGGCAAGAAUCCCGCGUAAACGUCCUUGCCGUUGUCGUCGUCGUCGUCUGCAUCCGCGUCUUCGUUCUCGCCGAAAGGGUGGCUGCCGGCAGUGCUCGUCCCGUGCGCCUCGUAUGAGGCAAAUUGCCACGGACAGGAGAAAAAAACGGAAGGAGAAGAAGAAGAAGAAAAAAGGAAGAUCGGCACGUAUUAGGAAGCUGCUGCUGCUACUGCUACUACUGCUUCCGGGCGGUUGCAUUGCAGCAAGCAGAAGCGGAGGAGAGAAGGAGAGAGAGGGAGAGAAAAACGGAAAAAAGCGGUCCCUCGUGUGUCCGCAUACGUGUGUGUGUUUGUUUGUGUGAUGCAGUCAACAUGCAAAAGCACCUGCUGCGAAUUAAGCGGAAAAACUAAAUGUGUGAACUGUUGCAUAGCCCAAGUAACCGAACAAAACCGAGAAUCGAAAACAGAAAAACAAAACGCACAAGUUAAUCGAACAAGAACUGACUCUGUGUGGACGGUUUCACAUAUGAUACUUCCACCAAACACACCGAUUCGACGCUUACCCGAAGUAUAACACAAAAGCCAGGUCCAUGCGAUGGAAGGGGAAACAUAAGGCCGGGUUAAGAGAGGGGUAUUGUUCGGAAUCGUUGGAAGGGGCGCUUGCCAGUCGUCAUCGUAGCCAUCGUCGUUGCAGUCGUAGUCUGUGUUCAAGUCGUCGCAUGUACUGCCACGAUAGUUCUUGGUAUUGUAGUAAGGAGAUUAGUGGCAAAUACGACCGGGUGCAACAUCAGCAACGACAGUGGAGAGGGGAGAGUUUCUCCCACCGCGCGCUGGUCCGUGGGCCAAUAAAGCUGUUUGCCACUUAUGAUGUCAUCAGAGGAGGACAGUGAUUCUUUCGGUUUAUACGUCGAUAAGUUGCUGAAGAAACACAAACGAGCCAGACAGCGCGUAGACGCGGGCGAACCAAGAAAUAGUUAUUCUUCGAUCCCGAACUUCAGUUCAAGACCGUCCUUCAUGAGCGGUGGUCUAUACGGGGCUAUUUUUAGCCAAAGCCAGCAGCAUUUCGGUGGACUGUUUGGUCCCGGUGGUUACGGACCGGCCAACAAGAUGCUCAACGAGUUGUUGGGUAGACAAGUGAAGCAAGCACAGGACGCCACAGAUCCGGACAGUAUUAUGCUAUCGGCGAUCGAAGCAGCCAAUGCAGUGGACAGCAAUACCCCAACGAGCAAGCACGGAUUUGAAAGUUCUACCAAUCUAAACAAUAAUAACAAUAACAGUAGUACGAACAACAACAAUAACAGUGCUAAUAACAAUUCGCCCACAUCAGAUGGAUCAGUGACCAUGAUGGGCCGAAGGAGAAGCAACAGUCAAAAUAACACUGCCAAUAGUGGCAAUAACAAUAGUAACAGUAACAGCAGUGGUGUUAUAGACCUUGACGGUGGUUCUAGAACACCACAGCCGAACGAUCUGGCGCAUCAUAUGUUGCGCAACAUCCUUCAGGGCAAGAAGGAGUUGAUGGCCCUCGAUCACGAACUGCGAACCGCGAGCAAUCAGAGCAGUACGCUCGGCGACCGGAUAUCGCCGGAUAAUAAUAACGUGAUCAGUAAAAAUAAUAACAUUUACGACAUUACCAAGUGUGAAUCAGUGAACGGUGGCAGUGGUGAUGUUAGUGACUCUAGUGACCUAGGUGCUAAUACUAAUAGUGCUUCAACCAAAGUGAACCACAAAAACAGUGCGACCAAUAAUCAAAUCAAUAGCAGUGAUAACAACAGUCAGUUGAAUAGGCCAAUUUCUAUCGAGUCGCAUGCCAGCAAUUGUGAUGAUUUGCUAGCAGCGGAUCUGGCACACACCGAACGGUUACUGAACGGUGGCAUAAACUCCGGCAGCACCGGUAGCAAUGUGGGAAGGUGCUCCAGUGUAAAUCCAAAGCAAGAAAAAGCCGAUGUGAUUGAUGAACUGGUGGCAUCGCUCCCAGACGAAACCGAUGAAACUAUGCCUUCGCCUGGCUCGGGCAGUAACGGUGUGGUGAUUACGAAGCAGGAACUAGAUAUCGAAGAUUGUCUCGAAGAUAAAGAUCGGAAUGGCCGAACGCCGAGUCCGGUGCAGUCCGGUAAGAAUGAAUCGGAAUCACUGACACUGAAGCGAGCGCGUGUCGAAAACAUUGUUUCGUCUUUGCGCGUCAGCCCGGCACUGUUAUCCUCGCAGCAGGGACAAGUGAAUGGGUGCAAAAAGCGUAAAUUGUAUCAUCCACAGCAGCAUGAUAAUAGUGCUGCUGAGCGGUACGCUGCAGCCGCAGCAGCCGGAUUAAAUCUGGGCCUCACACUUCAAAACUUUAUGCUGGGCGCCAGCGUCGAUCCGGACGAUGACGACGACGAAAUGGAAGUCACUCCGCAUAUCCAUCAGAAACGGGUGGAGAAAGACGUACUUAAGUCCCAACUACGAUCGAUGCAGGAACAGCUAGCCGAGAUGCAGCAAAAAUAUGUGCAAUUGUGUUCGCGGAUGGAGCAACAAUCGGAUACCCAGGAGGUGGACGAUAGUGUCAGUGAUAUCAUGGAAGACGACUCCAAUCCCGAUCUCACACCUGAUAAAUCUUUAAUGCAAAGCUCGCCGGCAUCUACCCCGAUCAAGGACGUCAAGAAUGCGGAUGCGUCGAGUAUGCUGCAAAUGAUGAGCAAAAUGAUGUCGGCCAAGAUACACAAUCAGCUGCCCAGUCACCCACACCUGCAGACCGGUUUCAACGGAACGCAUCUCUUCCUGCAGCAUAUGCAGCAAGCGGGUCUACCGCACGACAGUAUGAGCCAGCACAAUCAAAUGAGCAAUGCUGCGAUGUACCAGAAACUGUUUAUGGAACAGGAAGCUCGGAUGGUGAAAGAAGUUGCUGAACAGCAGGAAAGAAACCUGCAAAACUCCAACCAACAGCUGUUGCAACAACAGGCACUGCAGCAGCAGCAGCAGCAACAACAACAGCAGCAGCAAAUGCAGCAACAGCAACAACAGCAGCAGCAUCAAGAGAGAAAUAUGCAGAACGCAAACCAACAGUUACUGCAGCAACAGGUUCAAGUUCAACAGAAUCAAGUAUCUCAACCGCAGUUGCAAUCACCUCCUCAUCAGGUGAACCAAUCACAACAGCAGCAGCAGCAGCAACAACAACAACAGCAGCAGCAGCAACAACAACACAUGCAGCUGCAACAACAGCAGCAACAACAACAAAUGCAACAACAGCAACCUUCUCAGCCGAGUCACAUCUCGCCACCACAGAUGCCGCAGAUACCACACAUGCCGCAGAUUCCGAAAGGAUCCACUAUCCCCUCGGAUCUGACGAAUCGGCUAAACUUGAUGCGCUCGAGCAACAGCUCGAUAGGGCAAAUGACCGGCACAGACCUGGAAGGGCUUGCCGAUGUUCUGAAAACGGAAAUCACCGCCUCACUCUCCAACCUGGUCGAUUCGAUCGUGACGAGGUUCGUUCACCAGCGACGAUUCCUAGGGAAACAGUCGGAGGCAGCGGCAGCAGCAGCCGAACAGCUCAACAAGGAUUUAAUGAUGGCAUCGCAGCUUUUGGAUCGUGCCAAGUCUCCGCGAACGAAGGUUUCAUCCGAUCGCGGGGCCAGCAUCAACAACAGCAACAGUAGCAAUCUUUCAGGUAAUGGACCAAUGCUUAACUCUUCUAGUCUUAGUAGUGCUCCGAAUUCGAACGUGGUGAAUCAGCCUUCUGCUGGGAACCCGAUGAUGGGUGGUCAACAGGGCAACGGGCCACGAUUGAACGGAACCGCGUUUCCUCCGAUGGGGAUGCCGAUGCAUGUGAACAAUGUGCCCCCGCACGACCCCAAGAACAACCUGAACCAAAUCAAUAUGCCACCUCAUGUUCGACCUUCUCCUUCUACAGCUAUGUUCCAAACACCGAAGCCACCGCAGAACCUCAACUCGGUAGCCGCCGCCGCACUGUACAACUCUAUGAGCGCCCUCGGAAACGGCCAGGUUAACCCGUUCUGUAUGCCAGAACCACGGGAAAACCCAGAGCAAGCCGAAGCACUGAGCCUUGUGGUAACGCCGAAGAAAAAGCGUCAUAAGGUCACGGACACUCGAAUCACACCACGAACUGUGAGUAGGAUUCUGGCCCAGGACGGAAUCAUCCCAUCUGGCAAUUCUGUUCAGUUAGAACAAAACAAUAGCAAUCAAGGUAGCAACAACACUAACAACAAUGGCUUAACCGGCAACGGCAAUAGUGUCAACAACAAUAAUAACAACAACAACAACAACAACAGCAGUAGCAAGAACAACAACCCCCAGCAGCAGUUCAACAGUCAACCACCGAGUGUGCAAGCGAGCACACCUACCGAAAGCCCCUCUCCACGUGGUUCCUACCAUCAACCACCGCCUUCGAUGCUACCCGUGUCGCUACCGACGUCGGUUGCGAUACCAAACCCCUCCCUGCACGAGUCCCAGGUAUUUUCGCCCUACAGCCCCUUCUUCAACCCCCAUGGCCCCCCGCACGGUGGACCCCAUGGACCCCAGCCGUCUCAGUUCCACCACAUGAAGGUGUCCUCGAGCCCGCCCGGUAUCAACGGUCUGAUGGACCCACGGGACUCUCCUCCGCUACCACACCCGCCUACGAUGCUGCAUCCGGCACUGCUGGCAGCUGCCCACCACGGCAAUUCGCCCGACUACGGUCACAUCCGUGCCUCGAUGGACGUCAACGAUCGCAACUCGGACUGCAACUCGGUCAACGACAUCUCCUACAACGGCAUGGAGCCUACUAUAUCCUUUUCAAAAUUUUCCUUAACUCCGGAGCACUCGUCAACAUUGACCCCGAUGCACCUGCGCAAGGCGAAGCUGAUGUUCUUCUGGGUGCGCUAUCCCAGUUCGGCCGUGCUGAAGAUGUAUUUCCCGGACAUCAAGUUCAACAAGAACAACACCGCCCAGCUGGUCAAGUGGUUCUCCAACUUCAGGGAAUUCUACUACAUUCAAAUGGAGAAGUACGCUCGUCAGGCGGUUAGCGAAGGAAUGAAGAACGUGGAUGACAUCCAUGUGAGCAACGACAGUGAAAUCUACCGUGUUCUCAAUCUGCACUACAAUCGGAACAAUCAUAUCGAGGUGCCCCAAAAUUUCCGAUAUGUUAUUGAACAGACACUGCGAGAGUUCUUCCGCGCGAUACAGAGCGGGAAAGACACCGAACAGUCGUGGAAGAAAUCGAUUUACAAAAUCAUUUCUAGAAUGGAUGAUCCUGUGCCGGAAUAUUUCAAGUCUCCAAACUUCCUGGAACAGUUGGAGUAAAAGCCUACAACAGUAACGAGAUAGCAAAACAAACUUACACAGUCAGCGGCCAACCGGCUGCCAACACCAGAAACCUGCAAACACCGAAUCAAUAACCAAAUUUACUGAGGGAAAAAGAGUAAAUAAUUAAAAUUAAAAAGAUAAAAAGUUACACUUUAUUAAUUAUAAAUUUAAAGCAAAUUAUACAAAAUUGUUAUCUAAACAAAUUUAAAGCAAAAAAGAAAUUUAAUUUUAGAGAAAAAAAAUAAGUAACACAAAGUAUAGAUAUAUUGUUUAACACGAACGAAAACACAACAAAACUAAACAAAGAACUAAUAAGCGAAGCAAAACAAAACAAGAAGUAACAACAUUUGUGGUUCCUAUACUGUAGUGUGCUUGCGUCCAAGAAACAAAGCAACUGCAACAGAAAGUAAGAAACAAAACAAAAACAAGCGAAAAAAAUCAAGUACUUAUAGACGAUAUACUCGCGUUUAGGCCUUCAUUUCCGAAAAAGUAAAAAAAAAAUGGACAACCAAAAUUUACCUAAAACAUAGCAACAAAAUUUCAUCCCACUUCACAGGCAUAACACAGCAACAUAAAAACAAACCAAAUCACGAAUAGAUUUAAUGAAGUAAAAAGUGGAACAGAAACCUCAAAAUUUAAGCUAAAACAAAGAAAAAAACAACUAAAUUUAAACCCAAGAGUGUUUGACAUCGUAAAACACACAAGGAAAAAACCUCAAGGAACAAUGCGUAUAAGCGGAACAAUUUACGGAUCACCCAUUCGGAAGAGCGAGCAGUAGAAAAGAAAGGGAAGUAUGAGCAAUGUGAUAGAUAGAAAGAGAUUGAGCGAAUUAACACCAACCGUGAACUGGAAAUUUUGGUUGCAGAAGGGAUGCAAGAGCAAAAAAAAGUAAACUGUAUUGCAACAAAAACCUAUCGAGAGUUUUUGUAAACAAAAUCAAACCCAACAAACCAAUCGCAGGUGUGUGUGAUCAGAAGUAGCAAACAACUGCAUAUGGUAAAAAUGGAUAAAAAUAUUGUAAUUAUUAAACCUCCCCUUUUGGGUCGUGGGCCACACGAGGGCAGGCGAUUGCACCCACUCCCGGUUUUAUUCUUGGUUCUUCUUAACUUAGACUGGUUGAUUUUUUAUCUUUUUGAUUUUCAACUAUCUUCUUUUUCCUAAACUAAGUUGCACCUAACUGAUAGGUUCGAUCGAGCAAAUACUACUACGAAACAAAAAGAAAAAAAAAAACAAAACUAAGAGAGAAUACAUGUGUAAACAUUUUGUUUUUGGAAGCAAAGUGCAGAAAUUCAUACUUUAGACUAGGAGAUUUUCGGCAUCCGGAAGGCCUCUCCGGUUCGUCGGGAAUCCGGUCAAACACCAAAGAACGGUCUUCUGUCGCUGCGCAAUAGCGUUACGUUCGAGCUGACGGGAAGGAAAAAAAUAUGACUGUUUUGUCUUGUAUAUACUACCACUAUUUAUUAUUAUUUGUCCAGAUGUAAUAAAUUAUUGUUUAUUUUUAUUGUAUAAAAUUAUUAUCUAAAUUUUUAAAAAUAUGAACAGAAAGAAAAAAAAAAGUUAUUUGAUUCGUAGCGAGUUGAAUUGUUUAGGUAGCAAAAUUUGUUUUCCGUUUUUUCGGUACAACCAUUUUGGCAACGUUAGGACGAAAAUGGAGACGGUUCCAAUGUUUGGCUAUUUUCAGAUUAGGUUCUAAAAGUUCAUUCCUAGCUUAAAGUGCACUGUUUCGGCUCAAAGAAGAAAAAAAAUUAAAAUACAAAGUAACGCUACGGUAGAGAAGGGGAAGAGGGCUCACGACUCUCGGCAGCUCAAACGAAAAAAAAAAACGUUAGCCCAUGCAGCAGAUGAUCGUACUUUUGCUGUACGCACCCGACGACGACGACGAUGACGACGGAGAGGUUUUUCGUUCCAAAAGCGAACAAAAAAUUAAACUAAAUAUCGAACGUUGUUGAAACAGACAAAAUCAAGCAAAAAAUUCUUUUGGCGAGGACGAAAAAUUGUAGAUAGCCGUGUCCGUAAAAAGUAAACUAUUUUUACAUUAACAAAAAAAAACAAGUAUAAUGUUAAGAAAUAUAAAUUUAGACUUGAGGCGAUGUUCUAGGAAUGUACAUUUUACGUGCUGUAACUUUGGAAGAAUGUCAUUAUUUUACAAUGCCGCAGUUGUAUUGUUUACCAAUUAAAAUCACCAUCUAAUUAUAAUCAAUCUUUGAAAACAAUCGCAGGUCAGAGGAGGUCAUUUUCAUGCUUGAAGCAUUCCGCUUUGAUGUGGCGAGGAUUUUUCGAAAUUUUCAAUCACACAACUUUUAGACAAAUUACUAACGCUAGAAAUUAUUAACCAAUAGUGCUAUAAACAACUAUGGCAACGAAAAAUAAAAUCCUUGCCGCAUAGAAAGCAGCUUGCUUCGGGGAAAACCUAGUAAGACGUAUAGAUUUUCUUCUAAAAGUAUCUGCAUCAUACCAAAGUUAAUCAAAGGAAAUUAAAACAAUAAGUUUUCACUAGUCUAUACUUUAACUGCAGGCGAUUGUGAUUCAUUUUUUUUCUAUAAAAUACGCAUCGUUGCAUUUAGAAUAGAGCAUAUUUUGGUUGUCAAUCUACUGUCGACUUGAAAUGAAUAACGUAUAACACGAGUAUUUAGGGUGACGCAGGCGAGGAACGAAUUCGUCUGUAAUUGCUGGAACAUCAUCAAGACGAGAGAGGUACAAACUAGGUACUAUUAGUGGUACGAGAUAGCGUUAUAGUGAGCCAACUAUUCUCCUCCGAACUGUUUAUUUCGAUUUCGGACGAAAGAAAAUGCCAGCAGAAAUGGCUAAUAUAUUCAUACAUGUUUUAAGGUGAGUUUCCUAGUCUUAUAUAAUUCAGUUUACCGUUUCUGAAAGGAGGUAACACAUUGCAUCGUAUUAAAAUUAAAAAAAAAAAAACAAACAUAUUUUUGAAAGUAUCAAUCAUUCUGUACGAAAAAUAAUUAAUUUAAAUUUUUGUAAAAAUUAGUACACUAACCUAUUCGGUAAGAUUUUCAGCUUACUUAAACCAAAAAUAUGUAUAACCGUUUAUUUAAUAUGAAGUGAGGAUAUCAAGAAAAAUGAGUUAUUUUUGUAACUGAAUUAUGAAUAACUAUUAUUAUUGACAUUAAUGGAAAAUGUACAAAAAAUAAUAAAUUCUAAUCGUAUGAAAAGUUAUCAAUCAAAAUUUUUAUAAUUUCCGAAAACUAAUUGGCAAAACAUCCGUUUUAUUUUUUGUUGUUACGAAAAACCCUUUUUUGUUGAGUUGAAUUCGUUUAUUUCUAUAUCAUGUUAGUUCCAGGCGUGGAACAAAAAAAAAAAAGAAUGGAAGCAAAAGAGUCGGGGUCCUACAAAAAAAGCUUAAUAUAAAUAUUUAUUAUAUCAUGCCUUCAAAAUUUUAACGACAAUGUAACUGAAAUUGUGAUAUUAAAAAUAUAGCUCCCGGACGGGCGGAUGGCCGAGGAACCAGUCGCCUGGCCAGUCGAAAGUGUGAGCGCCCGCUCAGAGGUUCCUAUAGAUUUUAGACUUUACUAACUAACGCCUACUAGCGUGCGGAUUCGGUUGUCCAGGGAGAUACCCUUUUUUCCCUUAGAAACCACCGGAACCAUGCGCCGUCCAAACACCGUGCUGUGAUCGAGCGCCCCAAUUUGCGCCGCCAAAUAUAGUAAAAAAUAAAAGAAGAAAACGACACUUUCGACACCAGCCGGCCGGAAACCUUCGGAGCGUUCCUCGCGUGGACAUCCGAGCCCGGAAUGGAGAAUAGUAAAAAUUAAGGGAAAUUAAAUUUUUGGGAACUCAAAUUAAAAAAAAAAUAAAAACAGAAAAGUCUGAACUCACACAAAACUUUGGAUAUUUUUAGGCACGUGAUAUAAGAUAAAGACAAAAAGAAAAGGCUUUCAUUACUAUCACACAAAAUUUUACUGUUUGGAUGUGUUUUGGUGGAAACAAGAUUUGACAAAACUUUUGGAAUCACGAGACAAGGCAUUUUUCAGUUUGAUUUUAUUGUUGAAUUGUUUGACGAUACCGAGAAUCUAGCGCCCAUCUGUCAACGUAUUUCGUUCCAAAGAAAUCCCGAUCCUGUACAUCAUCAUCUUGACCAGUGUGCCGUACGGGAGUUUCGCAGGAAAAAAAACUGAACCGACAGCAAGUCACGUGAAAAACCUAGAACUCCUCGGAAGCUACGGUGCAGCGCUUCGAGAUCCAGUGACCAAACAGCAAACACAAGCAGACAUAAAUGAAAAUAGAUAAGGCAUUAGUUCAUAAGCAACUCUCAACUUACAAUUACAAUAUAAAUGGUAGUGUUACAUUAUAUUUCAUUAUUAAAACCAAAAUAUAACUUACUCUUAUAAUCAGUGUGUUUUAAACAAUAGUAUUGCAAGCAAACAAACAAUAGCCUACUCACAUCGUAAACAAUAAUCAACCGAACAGUAAAACAGAAUUUCAAUUGUACCACAUCUCGGUCACUGGUUCCGAAGGAGUGUUGAAUUUGGACGCUGCACCGUGGAUCAAAGUUACCGGACAGGUCUCGGGACUCUGGGGGCAGAAUAAUUUACGGAAGCCGGUGAAAGUGACACGCGAACGUUUUUCUAACACAAGCACACACAAACAAACAUUCACACAUGCACACACACACAUACAUACAUCCUGCCGACGGCCAAAGUUGGCCGUUCCAUGGUUCCGUUGGUUCACUGACCCGCAGAGGAUGCUUCGUUAGGGUGUUGGUAAUUUCCGUUGCGUCGGAGCCAAACCGUUCGACCACUCGACCACCGGGACCCACGAACUUCUGCCAACACUGGUGUGCCCGGAGAUAACCAAAAAAAAAACACUCCCGCCACCAAUAUUGGCGGAAGCAAAAGUUGUGGUAUUCUGUGGUUUUGCGCGAUUUUCAUCACGGUCCACAACUUUACCGUUCCCUUAUCCUACCAUCAGGGCGUGGUCAUCUCGGUGGACCACGUGGCGUACGAGACCUAGUUUUGGGUACCCUCUUAACUGACCGUCCUCGCCUUCGCCAUGGUUCCACGCCAUGGGCGGCCACACUUCGAACGGUCCCGCUGGUUUCCUUAGGAAAACGCAUUCGCUAAGAUCCCCGUCGUCCCGCUGUCCACUGUACCGAAGAAAAAAAACGAGUGCGCCCGUUUAAGUACAGUGGAAUUACCAAAGAUUAUACGUGUGUUCCGGAGUGCAAACCGUGUCCGGGUCCAUUUCGAGGGAUGGUUAUCCCGGAUAAGCCAGUUGGUUCGACCUGCUACUUCAGGGACUGGUGGACAAAAAACAACCGAUCGCGAUUGGUGAUGGUUCGAUCUAGGUUAUCAGAUGGCGCUAAUUUCCGUUUCUAUUUGUUUGGAAAAUGGAUUUGUGUUUUUCGAUUUUUUUUUAUCUGUUCAAAUACUCUAUUACUAUUUCUAUUUUUUUGUUAUUCAACCUCUGAUUGGCAUAUGAUUGGCGAACAAUUGGCAACAAUGGUAAGUGCUCAAAAUUACUUCUCCAUUUUCAGGAACAGUCGAUCCAAAAUUUCGGCGAAAAUAAGUAAAACUUUUCCGAUAGUUGAAUCAGUCAAUUUAUUUUUUUUGUACAACCCUAUUAACGUCAUAAGAAAAAUACAACACUUACGUUACGACUCGUUACCGUCAAUGCAUUUCGAACGGGUGCUCGCGAAUUAAAGAGAGCAUACUUAAAGGCGAAUAUGGCAGUGACGAAUGGCCAUGAUGAAGCGAGCGUCAAUUGGCGGUUAGGUCCGAUCGAGAACGCAUUAACGGUACUGGUUCGUAUUCAUGGCAAAUGAUAAACAACCUUGACACAUCGAUGUGAUUUUCUUUUCGGUAAAGUAGAUCAAAACUUUGAAUAGUUGGCACCGAACGGUCAGCAGAAAUCCUUACUCAAGUUCAAUUAACGAUACAAUAAGCCCACGACAGCAUUUAGUUCUAAUUUAUGCAGAUGUAGAAAAAUCCACAGUUACGUAAAAGUACCACAAACGAAAACAAACAGUUUUGCAAAAGAAGCACCCAAAAUGUACACACAAGCUACUAAAUUUAAUGUUAAUUCUCAGAUGAAACAAAAAAACUAUUUUAGGAUUUCAUUUCAAUGGCUCACAUUUAUUUUAAGAGUGUGUUCAGUAAGUGCAAUCUGAUUAAAUUCUAGAUCGAUUGCGAUCCGUUACAACCACCAAUAGAAUGGAACUUAGUAAUAGUUUUCAAACUCGGAUAAUAUUUCAUUGAAUCGAUCACCAGUUCAUAAUUAUUUACAGCUACUAAUCUCUUCCAUUUAGGAAAAAAUAACAUCAAAAUAAUCCGAUUUAAAACGAGCGAACGGUAAAACCACCGUCAAACGAAAUGGAAGAUUUCAUUUGGAUUGUGCUACAUCCUACGUUAGAACGAGUUUUGGUAUCAGAGAGCUGAUACCUUUCAAAAAUUAACACAAAAUCGAUCUACGAGUACUCAAGCGCAAUGCUGAACCAACACUAUUAGUCAAUUCAUCAUUAUUUUCUAGUUCCAAUAUAAUCUUGAACGUAAUAAAAUUACAAUUAGCGAAAGAAAUGCGCUCAACCAUCGUCAAGUAUAAGAGAUUAAUUCCGGAAAAAAAACGCAAUACAGUUUACAACAUUCCAGAGAUAAUGAUAGGAACAAAUCACAAUAAACAAAUAGAACUAAACACACUUUGUUAAGCAAUUAUACAAUCAAAUGCGAAAUACUGCGAAAGCACAAUUACGUCUAGUGAACAAGUUUUGGACGUACAAUGAACUCAUUUCGAAGGAAUGUUUGGCAUACUUUUGACAUUAAUUUCUGCAGGACAAAUUACAUUUUUGGAAACAAGAAAGUUUGGUUCAUUCUCGUCAUUGUGUUUGUCAGGAUAAUAACAAAACAACAAAAAAAGAUAUCAACGAAACAACAGCUACAAUAGAAAUAUAACCAAACAGGAUUACCACAACCCCAUGAAAUAGGCUGAAAAGCUGGUGCAGCUUUUCAGUAACAGGAAACAAAAAACCAAAAAUAAAAACAAACGGACUCGACUAAAGAGAUUCAACUUCACUUAAAACGAACUCAGGGAAUAAUGAUACAACCAUUCGAUAUUUUCAUAUACUACCGAGCAACAACUGUUUUCAGUUUGACACAGAUUUAAAUAGCAAGUAAAUACUAAUGUUUAAUUAUCGUAACGAUCUCAAAUUCAAGUAAAAUAGAAUAACACAUAUAUAAUCAGUAUUUGUAUUUACAGUAAAUAUCAAAACAUCAUUGUAUAAAAGAAUCGAACAUAUUCCUCUCCCCCCCAAACCCAAAUCUACACAACCAAUAGAUAAAUACAAUAAACAAAACCAUCAUCACACGUUAGAAUUGUUGAAAAACUGGAAGCACCAGUGAUAGGACAAAAUUCCAUGAAACUAACUGAAAUCAAACUUUUUUCUAACUUUCUAACCAAGACGUACGCAAUCAACAUGCACAAUGCCAACCAGCAUAAAAUGGAAAAACUAAACUGCGUUCAGAAAUCAACAGAUCGAACACGAAUGUAACAGAACAAAACGAAAAAAAACAUCACCACAAAUCAGAAAGUUGGAAAAGUGGAGAAAACUUUUCUUUCUAUAAUUUACCUUUAGUUUUCUUAAUACAGUGAAAAAUUGCAAGCAGCUGCUUGAACCAGAGGAAAAUGGUGAAAAAAUAUCUCCCUGCCGUGUGCACGAGCGGAGGAGAAAGCUGCUUGAAUCUCCAGCAGGAUUCAAAACACAGGAAAAGAAUGAAAAUAUGGAUAUCAAAUAAGAUAAAUAGGGAACCAUACUAUGGAGAUCAGAAAGCGAAAAAAAAAAACAGACAAAUUGAUUUGAUACUAUUGUCCAAAGUAAUGAAACAAAAUUAAAUGAACUAAUCGGCGAGAGAAAUAUUGGGAGCCAAAUUGGAAAACAUUCCGAAUGGUCGUUCUCUGUGACGACACAGGUGAGAAUCGGAAAUUGGUAAAUCAAAAUCAAACACCCAUCAUUACGAAAUUUGUUGAUUCUGGCAAAAAAAAAACGAAAACAUCGAUCGGCAGAAAACGUAAACAAAAUUUUCCAAAUUACUUUAUUUGGACCAAAUACAAUACAACAUCAUAAGAGCUCAGCAAAAAAAAAAUCAAACAGUAAUAAUUUGGUGAAUUUUUUGAGAGAAAGAAAAAAAUGAAUAACACUAAACAAAUAUUCAAAUUAAAUAUUGUAAUGAGAAAAAAACUUAAAAAAAAAACAAAAAAAAAUCUGUAUAAAUUUUUCAAAAUAUUUAAAGUGGUAUUUUUAUAAUUCCAAAUAUCGAUUGUUUAUCAAUUAAAUUCUAUUUUAUUCGUUCUAAUAUGUAAGUUGAAAUGAAAAAAAUUAUCGAAAAAAUUGUAAUAUUAAAAAUCUCCGCGACCGAGCAAUCGUCGACAAUGGACUGAAACGUCACAACGUGCAAACCGGCGUGUGCGCCCCCGGGGGACACCCGUUAGGCGCUCGAUCCACCCAUUUCCGGAUGAUUCGCCGAUGCCGAAAGGGUACCGGGGUCGAGGUCCGAGUGAUUGGCACUACUACUGGAAACAGAUUCGCUCCCCACCCGGUCCCGCAUUCGAUUGGCGAUGAGCGGAAAUAAUGCUGGGGAAACAGGAAGCGGACCACCCCGGGUUCGGUGCGGUACGCGCAAUCGGUGCAAGUUCGCUGCGUUCAUUCUAGCAGGCCAGAUGAUGAACCUCAGUGCACCUCGACUUCUGGGGUGUAUCCAGAGGUGUUCGAUUCCGGCGUGUCCGCGAUUGAUCGGUACGCACCCCAUACACUUAUACAUUUAAUGCAAGAAAAUAAAUUUAAAUACAACCUCAAAUUAUAACAACCAAAAUCUGAUCACAAAAAUUAACACAAGAAUGAAGAACAAAUUCAAAACCAAUCAAAGAGAAGAUCGCGUAACGAUCGUUUCUUGGAUUCAUGAAAAAUAAUUAUUUUUCGAAAUGAAACGAAACAAAUCUUAAGAAAAUCGUUCGGCGAAUCACUUUUCAAACAGUCUGGCUAAUGAAACAAAAACAAAAACAUCACAACGAGGACAUCUAGAAUGGGUUACGAUAAGCAACCCAACAAAAAUCCAGCAUUUUUGACGCAAAAUGAUGAAAAUCAAAAUAAAAUAUAAGAAUUUUAUGUUAAGUUUAAGGACAAGAUAAACCGGAUCAAUACAUAAAAUCUGAUCAUAAGUUUGUUAGAUAUGAGUUUCCUUACGAACAGUAAAUAUGAAUUAGGGAGAUUCAUUUUUUUGCCGAUGUCAAACACGUCCAUCGGUUUGACGCAGGUAUUAUCAUUCUUAGUCAUCUGAAGACUUUAAUUACAACUUUACUGAACCUGUUUUGUUUCCCUACAAUAGAAUUUUAUACAGAUUGCUGAGCAGAUUUAUAACGGUGACUAGUUCCUCUGAACUGAAAAUUUAACCUCCGGCAAACAUGAUCUAAAAUUGGAAUAAUUCGGCUCAAUCAUCACCGAGGAAUGCAUCGAUAAAUCUGCUCAGGGCAUAUAAAAUGAACUGGAAUAAUUUUUCAUCAUUUAACAGAUAGCAAAUUUUUCAUUUCCAAUUGUGUAACCAUCCUUAGUUUAAGCAACAAAUAAAAAAAACAUACACAUAACAAAUAACAGUCACGCAUCAGAAAUUUUCGAAAAUUUCACAGUGUUUACCAAACUGCUCUCGAGACACAAACAAAAAAUGUAUAACUUUAUCCAGGAAAAAAAUUCCAAAUUUGUUGAUAUAAAUAACAUCUAGCAAACAAUUAUCAGCGAUACAACAACAACAACAACAACAUCAACAAUAAUAACAACAAACAUCAAAUCUAAUCACGGAUGGAAUGAAGAAUACACACAUCUCAGGUCAGGAUUGACGCCGGCAACACCUAGUAGAAGAAGAAUUAUAUAACAGUAAUAAUCGAACAAUUUUCACUUCUAUUUUUUGCAAUAGUAAAAAAUAUAUUCUCAUUCGUCUCACAGCACCCCUCAGCUGGAGUUACUGGAUGGCAAUAUAUGGAAUAAUGUUUUUAGUUUGCAAUAGAAACCGGAAAUUACGGCUGGGCCUAUUGGUCAGACAGGUUCGCCUACUGCUGUCCACAGUAACCAACCCGACUGAACCGUGGCCGAUAGUUUUGGUCGUAUGUUUUAAUGACAAUACAAAAUGACAUUUUUAUUUCUCAUAAUUUUUCACUCAAAACCAACAACAACAACAACAACAGCAACAAACAAAAGCAGCAACAAUUGUAACAACAUCCUACAACAGCAUCAAUUCAAGGAAUUAAAAUUUGGGAUGGCAAACAACAGCUCGCCGAAUGAAAAAUUAUUACAAAAUUGACAAGAACUUUCAACAGAAGAAAACAACAACAACAACCAAUACGGAUUCAUAAAGACGAUGAAAGUUUUCAACGUUUUUCCAUUUAAUUUGCAAUAGACAUAACCCAACUGAACGGAGUGAUGUUACUAUUCGAAGCGGUCCUGGAAUCCAGAUCAUGAAUCUGUCCCCGCCUCACGCUCUCCAACCGACAACAAAAUAAAGUUAUUCCCUCCAUAGCAGCGGCGUAAACAAGCAGGUUAAUUUUCCCCAUUUGUCGAGCUGAACAAGCUUCAGGAGCGAAUCAGCGGUUGAAUGGAAAUUUUGUAAUUAUUGUAAACAAACUGUACAUAGAUCUCUUCAACCGGAAUGCUCGAAGCCAUCCCCGGUAAUUCCCCGUGCAGGACCAAUCACUGUUUAGUAAUAUCACUCUUAGUGAAAAACUACACAAAUAAAGCAAAAAAAACUGAAAUAAACCGGAAUAAUUUAAAGUACAACACAACCAUUUUUUAAUAAUAAUAUAUUAAACUAACAGAAGAAAACAAUAGUAAUUAAUGAAACAAGAUGAUAUAUUUAUAUUUUUAUACAAAUCUUAUUACAGACAAAAUCAUGCAACCAUAAAAUCAGUAUUUAAGCGAAAACGAAAAGCGAGAAUACUACAAAACGAAACCAAAUUUAAGCAAACAGGUACGAAACUAGAAAAUAAACCCAGAACAUCGGAGAAAGAUAUAGAGAGAGAGAACAGUAAUGAUUGAGCAAGAACAAACACACACAGAUAUAUAGUCGUUUAUAUAUUGAAAAUCUUAAUCCGUAAAUUUACCAUUAAGCAUCCUUAUUUGAUACAUUUUUCUUUUCCAAAACAAAAACAAAGCAAGAGACAACAUAAUGAAAAAAAUAGAAAUAUGCGCGAACACUGACGACGAAUCAACAAAUUCCCGCUUACGAACAAGUUAAGCAACAACCCAAGCAAGAAAAAAUCAGCAAAACUGAAACCUUAAAAAAAACAAAGCAAAAAAAAUGGCAACACGUAAAUCCACUUCUUAAAACCAAGAGGAAACACUCAGCAGACUGUUAAAAAUGUGAUCAGAUAUAUAUUAUAUAUACUAAUACAGUAAUUUAUUAGACAAAAAAAAGUAUAUUCAAUGAGGUAAAAUGCAUUAAACAACUCACAUUGUAGGAGUAAACACAAAAAUAAAAAAGACACAAGUGUGAAUGUCAAGAAAGCAGAAGAGUAAAACAUAAGCUACAUAUUCAUUAAGGUGAAUCUUUAAGCGUAAAGAAAGAAGCUGAAUGAAUAUAAACACAAACGUAUAUUUUACUUUUUCUUGUUCUUCUUUUUUUACAAAUAUUUGCGAAUAUUCGCUGUUUAAUAUUGAAAUUUUAUAUACAAAAUGUUUUUAUAUAUACACCAAAUUACGGAAGCGCACGCAGAAACAAGAAAACAAAGGUAAAAAACUCUAAGUGAAAGCUAGCGAACUAAGACGAAAAUAAAAAGCAAAUAUUUAUACCGUAAACGAGUAAAUAGAAGAGUACACAGGACAACAGAUCCGAGACGAAUAUAUAUAUUUAUACAACAAAGCAUAUAAGUUUACACAUAAAUAGCGCAAUAGUGAAAAAUUGUUAAAAAAUACGAAAAUUUUGUAUUUCGGAUAUCGAUUGCUGUUGAUUAGUCGAUCGGUAUCAAUUGGUUUGACACUUAAAGAUAGUAAAAUUCCAAAAGUUAAAAAAAAACUGUCAAGUUACAAAUCGCAGCCACAGGUCCGGAAUACAACAUUUUCCUAUUAUACAAAAAAAACCAAACCGGAUUUAGUUCACAUUGCAUCAGUUCAUUUGAAAUAGUCUCUGUACGUUUACCUUGGCGACCGAGUCUGACUCGGUUCUUUAGAUUCGUGACAGCAAUUAUGCGAAGGACGGCUAUAUUCGAAAGGUGUCAACCGAUAUUCUCGGCACUGAUUGGCAUGUGGUCCUGACUUGGCCACCACGGAACCGUUAGUGCGGUUUCGUGGUGGCCAAAAUAAUGAGGAUCCCAUUUCCAUGCGUAUUUUUCAUGUUGGUACGAGUAACCUUUGAACGUUGUUUACCUCACUAUCAUUACAAUAUUCGAAUUCUGUCAUUCCUUCUUGGUAGCAUAAAUCUUCAAAUGUCUUCAGACAGUGCUGAAAAAGUCUGUGAAUUUGAAAAACAUCUGCGCACUUCAAGUUCCCUAUAAAGUAUGUUGAACGAAAUCGGUGUAGCAUGCAGAAAAAAUAUAAACUCCGCCGAUUUUAAGUCUAUAGUUUGAGACGAAUAUCUGCGAAAAAAACAGCUUUCAGAAGUCUGUUUGGUUUUUGGAAUCUGCAGAUUUUCUGUCAAAUCUGCAGAUCUGGCAUCUCUGCUGCAUACUUGAAAUAUUUCUAAAAACUUAUCUGUGACUGCAGCGCCGCCCAAGCGGCAAGCAUGGAUACUGAUACUGACUCCCAGUUUAACAAUAUCGUUCUAAACUGCUUAACACAAGACUGAACGGCUUUGAAACACUUUUGUUAAAAGUUUCACUGGACUGCCUUGCGGAUAUUCGCCAUGAAAAAACCUGGUAAAGUGUUUUACAUUUGUUCAAAUUUAGUUCAAUACACAUUCCGUGAUCAAUUCAUUAGAUGUUACGUUUGAUCGACGCAGUCCAUAUGCGAGAAUUCACUGAACAAGAACUCAGUAUUCAACAAAAGUUCAACGAUUUUAAAACACUUAGGCAAGUUUCAAAUAUUCUUUCAAAAUUUGAUAACCUUCCUUAUACUGUUUUUUGAAGAAAAAAACACGUUGAAAUUUCUGGAUUUUGAAGUGUAAAAAGUAUCGUUCAGCUUCCAAAUUUAUACACCUUCAUUCAAGUUUUCGUGAUCUCUACGUAAAUAAAACAUUAGGCAACUAUAAUUGAGAUUCGCUUAUUGUAUUCUUUAAAAUAUGAUUUAAAUUCACUUUUCUUCGUUUCCUCUCGAGAGACUUUUGCUUGGGAAAAAUUUCAAUUGAAGAAUAACAUUAGAUUGAAUUAUAAUUGUUAUACGGUAAAAAAAACCUUUCUAAUAAGAAAAUUUCAAUCAAUCUUGAAUCUUCUACUUUUCUAAUCUGCAUUGCUGUUACCUAAUGUUUGAGAAAAACAAUUUAAAAAUAUCGAUCGUUCAAUUAAGGCAUGUAUUCUUUUCGAAUUCUGUUGAUUCAAUUGCCAUUUUACACUCAGAUUCCCUAAUUCGAAGAUUUACAAAACGUCAGUUACUCGAACUAAACCAAACCAUAAGCAAUUGCCAUAAGAAGCGUGUUCAAAUAUGCUUUCGUACUACAUAAGUGCCCCAUGCUUGAAUAUGUCCUCCCAAAAUAGUUGCUUGUUUCGAUUAUCCCACGAAGAGCAACGGAAUUGCCAGUAAACGUACAGCAUAAACAGGGAUUUUAACACAUAAUUUUUGAACGUGAACCAAAACCAACACAAUCUUAAGCCAGCAGAUUCCAGCACUCACGUAUUUCCCGUAGGAAAGUGUUGAAAUUGUGAUACCAAAACCACUAGGAUAGUGAUGAAUUCUUACAGCUCUCUAUCAUCGAGGAAGGAUGCUGGAGGAACGCAUAACCAGGUGCACAAUAGAAUACAAAUUCGAUUAACACAACAAAUUAUUCAGUUCCAUUUUCCUAACUACAACUUUUACCUUGUUUGUCGCGAAAUGAAGAAUAACAACGGACCAAAGUUCGCAAAUUACCACAGAACUUGUCUACCAAUCCGAAAUCAUUGACAGGAGUUAACCCACUUCGGACGCAGGAUCAAUCUACCGAAACCUUGAUAUGACCAGCUACGAGGGGAGUUCAAAGUGCAAUCAGGUUGCCGUACCGUAGAAGAUCGGAACCGGUUGGCAAACAAUAUCAGCCCUUUUCUUGUCUCUGCAGCACACACGCACAUUGGCACAUCUCGAACAGUGUUGGCGAUAUCCGUCGUGCGUCGUGCUAUAGAUCGAAACAGGGAAGUAAUUGGUGUUUUACGCGCAAUUCUACCAAGAUCCACACUACAGAGAAGUUUACCAUGGAUUCUUACAAAAAAUAAAACAAAGCAAAAAUCGGAGUUCCACGUGCGAAAACAGAAACAAAACACUUCAUUGGUAGUUUCAGCGUGAAACAGGAGAAUUUAAAACGUGAAUGAUAAAAUUUAAUAUUCGGCGAUAUUCUGCUCAUUGGCGGUGACAGGCAGUAUGAAUCGAGGUUUGAAUGGUUGACUAAUUUUAACGAAAUUCUCCUUGCAAAGUUUGAUAGCGUAAUUUUUUCCCAAAGGAUCCUCCCAAUGCCUGUAUUGGAAAAGUAACUUACUCCAAAACCGAAGGGGUUCAAACCAUUUGUACCAAUUCAGUUCAUAGUUUAAAAGUACCUUUAGACUCUAAAACGAGUUUUCUUUUAAGAGAAACUUGUUCAUGACGAAAAAAAAUAUUUGAAGAUACUUAUUGUUCAAAUGGUCGUUUUUUUUGUAACUUAUUACUACCAUUCUGUGGUAUAAUGUUUGAAGUCUAUUCAUUUGAAAAGCAAAUCUGUUUCCUGAAAAAAAUUGCAAACAUGAGAAAUUCAAGUUUGGAAAACAAUCUUAGCAAUAACUUGCAGGAUAUUUAGGAUAUUUAAUUAACUCAGUUACGGGUUUAAAAACAAUGUGUUUAGACAUGGCUUCUAAAACACUCAUUUAGAUACGUAGAACUUUGGCUUAAGAUAAAAAGAAUUGAAUCAGCAUGCAUCAAAAUAAAAUAAAUUUUCUAAUAUAAGUCAUUUAUAGACAUUCACGGAUGCAUCGUUUGAUCAAUCGAUUUUUUAAUUCAUACAAUUCGAAAUUAUUUUUGAAAUUCUUAUGGGUUCUAAAUUGUGCUACAAUAAUUGAGGUAAUAUUGUCCUCUCCAUGGUAAAUUGAAUGUGUGACAGUUCGAAAUGUUCACCGGAAUUUUAGAAAAUCAGCAAACUGUCGUUUCAUCAUAUUUGGUGAGGAGAUUUGACACAUAAAUUUUCUUCGCAAAAAAGUCGACCGAUGAUUUAAAACUCUGAACACUGAUCUCAGUGUUCAAGCGAAAGGUAUUGUCGCUGCAGCACUAAUCUGCAAUUCGCUGGACAGUCCAGCGCAGCGACGUUGCCGAGCGACGUCAGUUGAACUGCCAUUUCUUAUACAUCAACUGAUAGAAUCAUGUUACUUUAUACAUAUUUUGUUGUCUUGUUUAUGAACCACGUGCUUCAACAUAAAUAAAUACAUUGUCUUGUCUCCACUAUCGAAACACAUAACGAUGGAAUAUUACUUUCUGAAUGCGCUUAAAGUUGAUAAUGUAUGUUUGGAAACCAAUGGGUUUGACACCGAACGUUACAAGGGAGUAAAUUUUCGUACAAUUAUGAAUGAUUAAUAUAUUGCAUGACAGUCUACAUACCAUUGGUGCACAGUGAACUUCGCUGGAGCAACAUAAUCAGGCGAGAGAGACGUCGCUUCCGAUUUUUAUCUGCAUGCAAUGCCAGUUUUUUGCGACUGCUGCGCCGCACUCUUGACAAGCACAGGUACUGUAAACAUAGUGGCGGAAUCAAUCUGCGCUGACAUCAGCGCUGCCAACUAUACCGAUUUCUCGGUAUUUAUACCGAUUUUUGGACUCGAUACAGGAAUACAGAUAUGCUCUCUCAAAAUACCGAUAUUUCAAUUUUCAUACAGAUAAAUACCGAUUUUCAGUUUUUGUGUUGGAUUCCAUAGGGGCAAACCAGGUCGAGCGACCUUUUUUUUUUUUUUUGGUCGCAAAAUCAGUUUUCGCACUAAAUUGAUGUUUGAUUUUUCGAGAAAGAUAUUGUACAGAUAGUUUUUUUCGCCAAAUACAGAUUUUUGGAAAAAACAGUUGACAGCACUGGCUGACAUGCAGUAGACCCUGUCAGCUUGCUCAGUUAACUCGUCUGGAAUUUGAUUCAGAAUUCAGUAUGAUUUCCAAAUGGAAUCGCAACAACCGAUUCCGAAUCGAUCCGAGUCGGAAUCGGUUGUUGCAUCUGAUUCGAAAUCCAUUUGAAAAUCAUACUGAACUCCGAAUCAAAUUCCAGGCGAGUUGAUUGGGAUGGAGUCUGUAUCACAGGUUACACAUUAGAUAUUUGUGAAUCUUGUGAUAUGCUGACAGAUAUUUUUCACAGAUUCUUAUUUUGUUUUUUGAGCAUCACAGAUGAAAGAAAAUUGUUUUACUUGGAAACUCAAGAGGUUGCUAACUCUGUACCUCACCUAAAUGAUGAAUUUUGUCAACUACGACAUUUCAUGCUUAAUUUCUCGUGAAUCUUGCUUCUGGUUUAAAAAAAAAACAAAUAUUUGGACGAAGAUUACCUUCUGAUAUACUCAACUUGAUGAAUCAAUUUCUUUCUGGUUUGACGAAAAACCAUGUUAUUUUAUAUCAUCUGGGACAUCGAAGAUGGUGUUAAACAUCGAAAAUUCAUUUGCUAGGGCCAUUUUGUUGAUUUAAUGAGAACAUUGUCCAUGUAAGCAACGAAAUGCUUUCUUGAAUACAAAUGAACUUAAAGUUAAUUGUCAUUUAUUGACACUGACAUUCAUACAUGAUGCGUGAUCCCUUCUGAAUGUCGUUUUUCUUUUUUCAUACAUUUGAGAACAAAUCUUUACUAUAGCAGGAAAAAGUCUGUAUUCUAACAACUUGGUGUGCAUCAAGUACCGGUUCACCUAGGAAAAAUUUGAAAUUGGAAAACGAAAAAAUGCAUUUUUCUUCAUAAACUAGCUAAGCUAGGGUUUCCAAUUCCAGUUUUGUUCAAUCAGUUUUGAUGAAGAUUAAGUUCUUUCAGAUCACUUAUUAAAUUUUUGCAAUACUUUCUAACAUGCACGUACAUGUAAAUGUUGUGAACAAAAAUAUGAGUUAUGUAGUAGAAAUGUUUGAAAUCAAAGGCAUAAUGAAUCUGAAUAAAUCUGCCGUAUGAUUAAAAGAAAAUCCUUCACUGAAAUUAACUUCAAUGAAUGCUCACUUAUGAAAUGAAAUAAUAUUCUCGUUGUAAUUUUGGUAGUUAUGGGGAAAAUUGUAUUCCAGCGUGUUUCGCUUUUUCGUUCCUAUACACAAGAUCCUUUGGAACCAUUUGAAGCCCGUUCGACCCCUGUCAUCGUCACUGACACGCAAAGUUUUCAGUUCAGCAACACAAACCACAAAUCGAUUGGAUGUCGUUCUCUUAUUAUAGCCAAAUCAGGACCGUUUCGUUCAGAAACUCUCCGAUCCCGGACUCGUCGGUCCCUGGGGAGAGAACAUUUUGUUGUACUUUCUAAGCGAAUAGGUGAUACUAUUUUCUAUUGUAUGUGUACCACAGAAAAAAAAACCAAAACAAUUAACAGAGUAAAAGUCUACCAAGCAGCAAAAACAGCACAGCCGAAAUAGAAACAAUUUCAAAUCAAUAAUAAUUUCAACAAUAGUGCCAGAAAACUUUUAAAUAUUACAGUUUCAACAAUACAAUCUUAUUUUCGAUUGCAAUAACACAAACGAUAUUUUUAAACAGAAACGAUAAGGAAACCAAAAUGAAAAUUUACAAUAGCCAUAAUAGCAAACAAAACAAAACAGCGGAUAGAAAACAAACAUUCACACGCCAGAAACUAAUACAAAUCAAAUUUAGUGUGUGCAUUUAAGGAGGAAAACUCAUUGAAAUGAAAAACCGCUCAAGCGAGUAGCAAAGAAACCACUUUAGUGUAAGCGUUCAGUUUUAAGUAAGUGUAGUAAUUUUAAUGCAUUUGAACAAUGCAGAAUGUAGAAAAAUUCCUAUCAACUGUACACUAGAGAUAGUACAGGAUAACGCAAUGAAUGUCCUAUUAACCGACAAAGACACACCAAUCCGGUCCGAUGAUUAGUCGGAGCGAAAAAGAAAUCAGUUUCAUGGAAUUUUCGACAGCACUAUUUUCAACAAUUAUAACUACCACACACCGUCAAAUCUAAACAAUAGGAAGAAAAUAUCCUCCAACAAAUCGAUUGGAAAGGUUCAUAAAUCAGGAAAAUGAAUCAUUGGUUUUAGAUUUACUCUCGAAUUCGUCAACCGUUCAAUUGUACAGAUACCUAACUUUUCAAACUACAAAACACAGAACGAAUAGCAAUGGUGUAAGUGUACCCUUCUGAAACAGCUGUAGGCUGUACUGAUACCGAAAUCAAUACAUGCUAGUAAACAAAGCAAUACCGAGUCCGAGUGGGUCGAUUAUUGGCAAUCGACCUACGGAAUUAUAUCCCAAAAUACAUUCCCACAAGUAACAGCGAACAGUCUCAAUAGCAAACAAAACAGAAAAAAAGAAUCGAAAAGCAGUCGUCUUAACACACAGAGACUAAUAAGCCAUUUGGCUUGUUUGUACAUUGACAGUUGAAAUGAAUACACUCAUAAAUGAAACCCGUAAGACAGUAAGUCGCACCAACUCGAGCCACUGCACGUGUUCGUAGCUCGUAGAGUGCCUAGCAGUUUCUCUUGGUCAGGUAUGAGCAGUUCGCUGCCCGUUCAGGAUCGCACCACAAACGCGAAACGUGCUUUUGCGGGUAUCGAUUUUUAGAUGCGUGUCAGUGAGCAAAUCGUAGUGGUGCGACGCUGUCAACGUGAAAUUGUUCGCACUGGGAAAAGAUGAGUAUACUAAGCAAAAACAUCACAAUUCAGUAGCCGUAAUGGUGGAGGAAUGAACACUAGUAUAUGAAUUUAUCGAAUGGAAGCAAUCAUUUUCUCAAAACAAAACAAAAGAAACGGUUCAGGAUCAAACGGUGGGGUCUGUCUGGUUCGGGGCACCAUCAUAUAAUGCCGGGGACACAACCGUUUGAUUCUACUGAGUUCUUUAAGAAAGAAAAAAAAAACAAAACAAAUACAAUAGGUCUGCGGAUCCAACAUCUGCUGACAUCCUACUACACCGUCACUGUUGAAUAAGAAACGAUUAAUUCAGACUAGGCGAGAGAGAAAGAAAGAGAAAACAAUACCUUAGUUGUUGUUUUGACGCCGGACACUAGAGAAAACGUGUCCCGAAGAUGCAUUAGUAAACAUCCGAAUGAGAAACAGAAACAAACUGUGCGACUAAGAGUUGCAUGAAAUAUGUAUAGAACAUGUUAUCAAUUUGGAACCAAACAACAAACAGCACGUGGAAACAAAAAAAAACGUUCAUUAGAGUAUGCCACAGAAUAUAACGAUCAUGCUUUGUCCUUUAGUUGAACUAUAUGUUAUCCAGGAAAAUAAUUUCAACGAAUCAAACCCUCGAAGCAAGUGAAGAAAUCGUCUUGACAGUUAGUAAAUAGAGUGAACUAAACCGAAGCAAAAACUAAAGCUACUGAUUUGAAGUGUUAGAGUUGCGUUUGACAGUUUCAAUAUUUUUAUCUACUUUUUCGUGGAAGCUAAAAUCUACCUCAAAUUAUUAUAAAUUUUAAACGAAAAAAAUUGCAAAAAAACACGUUGAGAAAACAACAUACUAAAAAUGUAAAAACAUAUUUUUAAAUAUUAGACAAGCAAAACCAACAGAAAGCGAUCAAAAUCAGUAUGUUAUCUUAAUUGUUCAUUCUUUCCGUGCUGAACCUAUGUUAGUAUCAGGUAGUCAGUUUGCAUCAGUUACUCCAAACAAUUCAUACAGAGAACAGAAGAAAAAUCGAUUUCUCGAGCAGCGACAAAUGAACGGGAAAUUUGUAAAAAAAUCUGAACAUACACACAUACACAAAGCUCAACACUGUCGGCUUAGCGGAGAACUAACCCGAGACAGAUAAUCCUACUAGAUACGCGACGGUUUCAGUUCAGUGGGCAAUUAUAUGCUGGUCAACAAAAUUAAUCUUUUGACAGAAAUGUCACCGAGUACCGUCGAGGGUGAACGAGCAAACUUAGUUUUCAAAUUGAUACGCAUGUUCUCGGAAACGUUGUUGAGCCGAUCGUUUAUUUUUCUUUUCUGAGACCCAACUGCGAAAAAUAUUAACAACAGUAAUAGAAACGUAAUCAGCACCCAAAAGCAUCCAUUGUUUUUCGUUCCCACACAAAAACAAAAUCAAACCAACAAUAGCCACCAGCCAAGUGAGCAAAGGUGCUCAUGUUCUGCUUAUUUCUGUCAUAGCAAAACAAAAUGGAUCUGUAUAUUGCUUUGCCGAAACAUGAUUCAGGUUGAAACCAUAGCAAAAUAGUGAAUGAUUCGGUUUUAGUUGAUAUAAUUAUUUCAAUAUCUUAGUUGACGCAAAACUUUAGCGUUUUUUUUUUCUGAGACAGGAUGAUCCCUGACAGGUUCAUCAUUUUGUCGUCGGAAAAGCGUACUAUCCGUGUUUUCUUCAUAAAGCAUAUGUAAAAAGUGUUAUGUUCUUGUGAUUUUUCUUACCGUUUUCGCUAGUCGUAGGUCAUGGUGAGUAAAAGCAUAUUUACCUAUAGUAACUAAAGCUAAUAAUAACAAAAUUAGAAUUAAAUAAAACAAAGUACUAGAUGAAGCAUCAAUGAUCCAAACGUAAACUAAUGAAACAUGCUAACAUCUAGCGUCGUCCAGAACUUUCGAAUCGCUGUGGUGUCGACUGUGGGUUACGUGGGAACUUACUUCCAAGCCUUUCAAAAAGAAAACGAACAAUACCACAAAAAAUCUAAAACUAGUGGCAAAUUAGAAGCAAUACAUCCUAUCGAUUUGCCCACCACCGUCAACACUGAUCAGCACUGCCAUCUGCUGUAGGAAAGAAGUUUCUUCUCUCGGGCCUGGUUCCGGUGUCAUCUACAAUGACAGCAUCGGCACACACCAAUCACCACCAGGAUACAGAGUGAACGCAGGAUGACACCGUGACGAUACUGCAGCCGAUUCGAGCUAAUGUUGGUGAGAACAGUUUUUUGGUUUUCUAACGUACAACAAUCAGCGAAACUACACAGAAACAUAUACCAAGCAGGAAUGAAAUCAACACAUACCUAUAUCAGCAAAUUUCAAUCAGAUUUAUUACGAAUAACAGCCAACAUUUCAGUUUAUUGGUUUCUAGUAGACGAGUAUAGGUGACCAGAUAAUAAAGAUGUACGAAGAUAUCGAACAACUAACGAGCAAGUAAGCAUACAAUCUCAAGUAAGCAGCAAAAUUGUUUUGGUUCGAUUUUCGUUUGGGUACAGAGCAGACUACCCUAGCAAAUCGGAAACGGAAGCGGAAAACGUGGUUGAAGGUUUGCUACCAGGUAGUUUGUUUCCGUCUCCAUAGUCUCACAUUUGACAGCGAACAAUAUAUAAAGCAGACAAAGUUUCGGCCAUAUUUUGGAAACAAUUAAGAAAUAAACAUUUACCGGACAUUUUUAAGGAUGUUACCCUUCGGAGCACCGAAGGCAACAUUUUCACCGCUUUCGUUCCUGGGAGACCAGUUUCGUUCGAUUUCAACAGAUUAAGUUGAUUUACACACAAUUGCACACACUUUAAAAUAACGUUAGAAGAACGAUACCAUCCCGCUGGCUAACACAUCCUGCCGGAACGCGGGUUUAGAGUAUUCGUGUUAUGUGAGAUAACAUCAGGAAGGUAAGUGCAGGAAUGCUAAGAUCAUCGAAACGGGAGAUAAAAUAAGAAGGACAUUCCUUAUUAUUUCCAUAAGGGUGCUUGAAAAAGGACAACAAAUGAUACUCAAAUAGGCGGUCAAAAUUGAACUCAAAAUUCAACAGGUUUAUUGUUAAUUUGUCGAACGACGAAGAAAAUAAUAUUGCGUAAAAUGGAAAUCGAAAUCGUAAUUGUCAGCAAAAUUUUAUAUCAAAGAAAUCAUUGACUAGAUACUAGUCAUACUUCACAGCUGAAGGAGUUCACUGGCACUAGAUUUCUAUAGAAAAUACCGCUGGGGUGAAGUGUUCUACAUCAUAACUUAGAAAUUCAGUGAAAUCCACAUUAUUCUUGGGCAGGUGUGUGAACAAUCGGUUUCCAAAUAAGUCGAACUUCGUAUCGUACCAUAGGACUAAACAAAAUUUUAUUCAGCGUACCGAACCCUGCUCGAACGUACUGUAUUUUGUAGAGCUAAAAUCUUAUGCUAAAACUAUUAACAAACUUUGCAACCAGUAGCGACCGGUUUGUCGUUAAAAUAAAAAAAAACUCAGACCGACUGCAUAACGUAUCGAGACACUUCACCCUGCAAUUCAAUAUUCUCAGUGCCAACCAAAUCGGUCUUGCGAUACAGCAUCACUUAGCGAAAUGAUUUGGAAUCAAUUGAUUUUCUCCUCAGUUACAGAUUCCAUCGUACAUCGAUACCGAACAUAAACAACCAAACCAGCAAACAAAUUUCGGAAUAUUUCCAAUGCGACAAUAUAUGAAAGGAUCCGUCAGGAUAACAAACCAUAGCAAAAUAAAAGGUGAAAAGUUUAAAUACCUUCAGUUUAACAAAUGAUAGUUUUCGGAACUUUUGGAGACAAUUUUUUUCGAUUUUACGUUAAUCAAAAUGAAAACAAAACAGCAAAAACAAUCUACAAAAGAAACAAGUAAAAACACGUUCUCGGCAAUGUUUGGGAUUCCCGGUCUAAAAAUAUCACGAAAAAAAGUACAAGCUUAUUUGAAGCACCUUCGCGCCUUAUCUUUAAAGAAGAAGAAGUAUGAAGAAGAAAGAAGUAAAUAAGAGUAAAUUAUAACAAUGGAGAAACAUACAUUUAAACCAAUUUUGAGGAAACAAAUCUAAAAAAUAACAAAGAGACAAAAUCAUUGUGUGUAAUUUUUACCGAAAUCUGCCUUAAAUUAUAUUUUCUUAUAUACAAAAAAAAAAUGAAGAAAAUGUGAAAAUCUAAAAAUGUGAAUAAACAAAAAAAUAACUAUUGAAUAAUUAUCGAAAAUCCUAACUAGUGUGAUGACUUGCUGUACCAGAAAGCCAACGCAAAUGCAGCCAAACGGAAACGUUACGAAUUCGGGCGCAGUUGCUCGAACAGUAAAAACUAGAAACGAGCCCGACACCGUAACGAAAAAUCUUAAGAAUUUGAUGUUGUUCGAUAUUUUACUCGGUCUUAGUUCGGUUUUGAGAAAAAUCGUUUCAUUGAUUUUCUAUUUGGAACAAUUGACUGUGAAUAAGUUUAAUUUGAAAAGUCAAAAACGAAAGCAUUAUAAAAAUUGAAGAAAAGAAUGAAAAUAUUUUUGCAUGUCACAUCAUUGAUCAAACAACAACAACAUUCUGAAAGAUCGUGAAAGAAAACAACAAACGAAUAAAUCGAAAACUUCUUGAAACUAAGCUGAUAACAUUAGAUCCACAUCCUGUCACCAAAUCCGUUCACACAUGUAAGCAUACUGGUAUGAAGAAUAUUCAAGUCGAGCCACUGACAUGUUUACUCGUGGGAUGCGGAAAGUAGCCGAUGUGAAUACACUUACAAAAAUGUACACAAAAUGUAAAUGCUGAAAAUAGGAAAACCGGAAAACUAAACCGUGCUCACACUAGGCAAUACAGAACGUAGCCAGGUAUAGGAAAUGAUUGAAUAGGCACAAUCAGAUUUUAGUUUUGUUUUUCAACAUAAAAUGCAGAACAGAAGAAAUGGGUAAGCGAAUUCAAAACAGGCUUACAAAUGUAAUCAAAUUGAUAAAUGAAUUGAAUUACAAACAAACACAAACAGCAAAAGGGGGAUAAUGCGAGUAUGAAAGAAUCGCAAAACACACACACACACACAUAAACACUUUCACUGAGAAGAUCAUCCUGAAGAAGCGAGGAGCUUGCGGAUAAAUCAGUAAAUUCUGAUGAAAACACUUGCGGCAUGUGAUGCCACGUGAUUACUUUAAUUUUCCAAACAAUAAAACACGAACGAAAUGGAAAUACGUAUGAUAGUGUUUCCAAUGUGGGAUGUAGUAUAUGUAAAAACGUUGGAAACCAACCCAUUCAUCAGAGGAAGAUGACACUUUCUUAAUAAUUAUUAUAACUAAAAGCUAAAGAAAAUAUAUAAUUAAGAGGCAGAAAAAAAACAGACAGUAAUUUAUUCCCAAGCAAAACGCAAAAAAAAAAAUUAAAAACAAACUAUAUAGUCAUGGUAGCGGUUAUUUCUAAAACGCCAACAAAACUCUUGGUCACCCAUCGAGUAACAAACAAUUUCGGAAACCGGCAAAUUUUUUCAUAUGCACGGUCGACCACGCACCUCGCACUGGGCUCACUAAGUGUGGGUGCCGUGGCCAGCCGGAAGAGACAUUUCCGUUUUUAUCCCUUGGUUCACAAACAGGUUUUAGGUUAGUUAUCGAGGCAAGCUACACGUUAACAGGCAGCAGUAAUACGACAGAGAAAUAAUCUUUGAGAGUUAUGAUUUACAGGAUGCCACCACCGAAUGCAGGCGCUUAGCGCUUGCAGUACGACUUUACUGUUGAGAGGUCUCGGCACCGGUCCGAACUGGGAAUUGAUUCUCCAUCACCAGACCAGAGGCCGAGGCUUCUCCUCUGUUUAGCGGAUCGUUCGUAUGUGUUUAGUUGGCAAUGUCGUUUACAUUUCUUUUACAAACAUAUUUGAAAAUUCAUAUUUGAAAGUGGCAUUGUUUUCGAAAAAUGAUUAUGAAAUGUUUUGGUAAAGCGGGAAUCACCAUUUGGCAAGUGUCAUCAGACAUGCUGACAAAUGGCAGAACCAAAUUCAGAAUAAUACCCGAUUUGUUAUUUUGUUUUCAAUUGGAAAUUUUUCUGCGAAAUUCAAAAUUCUCAAAAAAGUACGAUCGAAAUCCAUUAAACUAGUUGAAUGACGUAAUAGGAUGGCUGUCGACUGUACCUAUUUUAUAUUCAAACCGAAUUUCAUUUGGCGUGUCCAGAUGAUUCAACCUAUUCAUUUUUCUACUGUAGAAAUAUAAAAGCAUAAAACGUUCAAGUGUUUCCCAAUAUAUUGAAAAUGCAAAAUUAUGGACGUUUUGCAACCAACUAAUGAGACUAAGGCGUUCGGUAAUGAUUCAAUAUUGGUUGAAUACAGGUCUUAUGUUGGGUAAUUUUCUUAACUUAGGAUCGGAUAGUUGUAGUGUCAGAUCCAAAAAAUUGCUUAGCAUGGGACCUGUUCGAAAUUAAUAUUGAACAGAUAUGAAACACUCGUGUCGGCCUCGAAUUCAUUCAUUUUGGGUACAUAUUUGCAUUUUUUUUUUAGUUUUCAUUGAAGUCUGGUAGAAAAGCCCGGUGAAUUACGCCAUAUAAGACUGUCCAUCAAUUCGUGAUAGUACCGUCAACCAAAAUAUCAAAAACCCAAUUUUUGACCAUUUUUUUCCGUGCUGGGACGAAAUGUGCUGAACUUUAUACUGCGGGGCACAAUAUCCCUUGGGCUGCUGCAGCGCCGCACUGGCGGCAAGCACAGAACAAUGGUGACGAUUAAAAUAUCGCCAGGCAGGUAUACCAUUUUGACUGCAGAUGACUUGAAAUUUCAAUAUUUUGUUGAUAUUUGGUAUUCACACAUGAUAGACAAUUCGUGAUCAGCAUAUAUUUCGGAGAAUAAAUUUUUAAAAAUGAUGUAGAAUUUAUUCGUAUUCUACUUCUGAAUUUUUCUGAUGCAUGAAUCAUCUGUUUACCCUUGAAUGUUUAUCAUUGCUAAAACAUUCGUUCUUUUGUUUAUUUUAUAAUAAGAUGAGUCGCAACUAGUUGAAAAUAACAACUGAAAAUUUUGUGUUGUAAACAUUCCUGAUUUAAGGAGCAAUCGACAACUAAGCCAUUGAAACAUAUUCAAUUUUCGAUGAUAAAUUUGGCCAAAUAUUUUCGGACAUUCGGUAGUGAAAAUGCGUCAUUCAACAGUUUGAAUCGGAACAUAGUUACAGAAUAGAACAAUCAUUUACUUGUCUAUUGGUAAACAAAUGAACAUUUCGACGACUUUUGACAUACACGAUGCAAAAUGUGAUCGAACAAUCCUCUUCAUGAUCAUUUUGACAAAAUAACAGCUUCAAUAUGAAUAGCAACGAAGUCUAAGCGAAAGCCUACACAAACGAGGCUCAGUUGCGAUCGUGUCCACGCAAACAGCCGAGCAUUCUCAAAACUGAAAUAGCCAUGUUUUUUAUCUCUGACACAAUCCAAAACCGUUUCUGCAAUAGUUACAAUGAAGGCAAUCAAAAGAAAUAAUACCAAAUCAACGUUUAGACUUUUGAGUUUCUUGUUUGUCGCUGCCAGCGAAAGCACGGCUAGUCAAACUUCUUUGGCGCGUUUCAUCCUAACAGUUUCGAUCAACCACGUUUUGGCAGUAAAAAUUGCAAUAGUAACACACCAUAACCGAAAAUCAAAAUUAUCAAAACGAAGAACUCGAAAUUACAUCUAAAUUUACAUGUUUUACGACCAAAAAACGGCAAAACAAAACACUUGGGCCACCACGUCCGAUCUAAAGUGCCUUCAAGAAAAAAUAAUAAAAAUAUAAAGUGUUGAUUUUUACAAAAAGAAAAGUAAAUAAAUAAGUUUUAUAUACAAAAAAAGAGAAUGAAAAAUAAAUAAAAAACGGGCCCUUUAAUAGACUUCUCGCCCCACCAAAAUGCGCGGCUGUUUGUGUGCGAUCCAGUGUUGUUUUUCUGAGUUAUUAGGUCAAUUUUACAACCACAGCGAAAGCGAGCAUAAAAUUGACAGUAAACACCCAGCAAACAUGCAAUAGUCAAACCGGAUUCUUUAGUUUCUCACACAUACACACCCAUACAAGAACAGCAGCAGAAGCAAACCUUUAGAAAUAACACGACGUAUGCACUAUGUCAACAAAAAAAAGUAAUAAUAAAAACUACACCUAAGAUUGCAUGAAAAACCAAAAUUAUACUGUUACGUACUACAUUAACGUGAAAAAGAGAAAAGCUGAGAAAAACUUAUCAAAAUACUCUACAGUUUGACAUAGGUGUGACUACCGGGCGUGAAUUAGAACAGCCACGACUCCUCGUAGCAGCAAACUAAUUCAAAAUGGAUGGCCAAGAUAGAAAACUCAUUGAAAUAUAUCCAAAAUGAGCCAAAUGAGAAAAGAUUACCUAGUAGUACUCAAUAAAUGAAGCAUACUAAGACAAAACCAAAUAUUCAAACAAAACUACGAACACACGAGUCUAUGGAAAUAUUAUAAACAAACAUACUACCAAUUUCACUAUUCGAUUCGUGCUCAAGCUACAUACUAUUAGUUUCGUCCCUUCCACAAAGCACUUCCCUCGCCAGAUGAGAAUAUAUCUCGGAGAUGACCAUCUUUCCAGCGAGGAAAUGGCCGACGUUUUCAAAUGAUUCAAUAUAAUUUCACCUCCAGCAACACCAGGACCAUUAUUUCUUCCAUCGACACUGAAGUGUAUUGCAAAACCCAGUUUAAAACCUACACACUCACAUCCACACCAAUGUAUUACUAAUGAACAAGUAUACCAACUAAAUGAUUGUAAUUACACACUCACACAGCUACACAAUAACACUCAAACACACAUUCAAAUACCAUACAAAAAGAAAAGAAAAAUUUCCAAAAACUUAACAAGAAGAGAGGAAAAUUAAAGAAUAAAAAAGAUCAAAUUUUAACUGUUCACAAACAUGAGCAAACAGCAUGAUGGAAGCAGCACCAAGAAAAUACUUUUUAAAACAUAAAUGCUAAUUUUAAGUACACUUAUACUUUCCUAAGCCGAAUGCUAGGACAAACGAAUGCAAUAUCUGGUGUGUGGAAACGUACAAUGAUCAAAUGGGAUAGUUUUCCUUAUGUAUUUUAUUUGUUAGUAGAACAAAAAACAAGCGAUAACAUAACGAUAUAAUAACAAUUUGUUACAGUUUGAUUGACUCUCAAGCCAUCAGUUACCAGAUAUGCACGAGAGAAAGAGAGAGAGCGCAGUCUUAGUCUUAGUUCAAUUAUGUAUAAACCAAUGAAUGCGAAACUUGGAGUACUUGUUUUGUUACAAUAAUUAUUUGUUGAUUCUAUCUUUGACAUUUUGUUUUGUUUAGUUCGCUUGCGAAAGUAACUCAAUAACGGAACACUGAUUUCCAUCUUUAAUUUUUUGAUAUUGGAAAACAACUGUAUUGAAGAAUCGUCAAUUUACUUAAACCAAAAUGUAAGAGGAAAACGAAAUAAAACCAACAGAACACAUUCAUCAAUGCUACUAAUAAUUAUUGAAUCAAAUUGUAAUUGAAACAAAUGUAAUGUGAACAAAAUAACUAGGUUUUUAUUUGAAAUGGAAAAGAUAUCGCAAAAGCAGCAAAAAUCCAAUGAUUAUUCAAAUUACAACUAUACAAAUAAGCUAAACAAGAAGAAAAUGCAAAUCCGUAACCGGCCCAGUGAGAUUUUGGACCAGCCGCAUUCGGCACUGAGUCAGAAACUAUCUUUAGUAGCGUUAAGGGAGAGAAUACAGUGACACACAUACACACAGACAAAUAUAUAUGCCAUGUAGUGGGCAGGCAGGUAGGAUUAAUUUCCACUGGAACCGGAUUUGGUUUCAGAAACGGAAGCAUGAUGAACGAAGCUAAUUCUAAAGCUACACCUUUUUGGACCAGAAAUUUUCAAUCAUCCGCACCGGAUGGCAAGACAUUUGUGAAUCUCGUUAAAAUAUAAUAUCAUUUUCGGAUUUUUUGGCUCUCUUCAUCAUGCCCUACGGGGUUUGAGCACGUUGCACUUCGGAACGGAACAGUACGGGACAGGCUUUUUUGAUGAUUCCUAUAAAUGGCUCAUGUGUCCGAUGAACGCUGGGACACUCGGUCUGCGGUCGGGUCUGCGGAACUACUUAUUUUUUGUAAUCUAAUUUUAAUAACACACACAUAUGUAUUUAUUCUCUAUUUAAAAGUAAUGAAGCAAAAAAUGAAAUAAACACAGUCACAAACAGUAAAUAGUAUCAAAUAAUCAGAAGUAUUCAAAAAUUAUUUCUCAGCAGAACAAAAACCUACAGCAAAGCAGUACUUAAAAUCGAUACCUAAAAAAAACCAGGAACCAGACUAAUGUAACAUCUUGUAAUUCACAUGCAUGUUUUAAUGGCACAAGUUACAAACCAACUGAGCCGCAGUGGAAAAGAUUCAGCUACUCUGAUUUAGAUUGAUUUUUCCGUUACCAUAUUUUGGCACAAUUUGGCGCAAAAAAAAAUGCAUGACACCGAAAUACGUAGAAGACACUUGUACUAACUCGUAACUAGUAUUUUGUCGACUCAACUAAUAUUUCAAUCAUGAGCAGCAAUGCCAAUAUGAAGAAACGCGACAGAUUCAAAUCUGAUGAGCGCAAAAGAAAAAUAUCACAACAGCAAAAUAUUUUCGGUACUUCUUGGGAUUUAUUAUUUCUACUUUUUUAUACGUAACCACCACAAUUGUUUUUAUAGAAAGUUUUGUGAGAGUAACACACAGACGUGAGAGAAAAUACCAAAUGAAUUCGACCGCAGCGUUUCGAUGUAGCGAAAACUAACACCACUUUGACGCAUCCUCGAAACGCACAGCAGAUUAUAAGCAAGCAAGUGAAAGUGAAACCGGAUGAGAGAGAGAGAGAGUAAAACCAAACGAACACACUCAAACAAACAGAAAAUACAAACAAUAACAAAAAAGAAAUAUUACAACCAAGAACCAAUCCCACAAACAGCAAACGUUUAUACUAUGUACGACAAACAAUAGACCAGAAGGUACCCGGGCACCUGCAAAGAGGAGAUACGCUGACGAGUUCCUGUUGUAAGGAAGGUACGAAACGUCAGCGGGUUUGAACUCCCAGCGGUGGGUACGCAUUUCUCGAUAAUUUUUUCUUUCAUUUUUAUCGACUCCAAUACGAUGAAGCUUUGAAAUCACAGACGACGAACAGUUCCUGAUUCAGCGGGAGCUCAUUCGUUCGUGAAGAGUAAAUAAGAUUUGACAUGGAGCUAAGAUGUAAAUAUUUAAACACGUGUUUAUGUACCUAUUUUCAUUUUUUUUAAUCAAACACACACAAAACUUCUCGGUGCAGGAUUUUUCUCACCGGGGAAUAUAUUUUUAAGUUGAAAUAGGAUAAAGUACCUAAAAAUAUUUGAAAAAAAAUACACCGAAAAAAAUGUGAAAAAAAAUCUUAAAACCCGUCAAAAAUACAGUAGGUUGAGAAUCUUUUGCGAAAAAAAAAAAUGAAACAUUUGUGCCAAAAUUUCAGACAAAAAGAAACAAAAAACAACAGUAAAUGCUGGUAAUAAUGACACGCUUACGAGCAAAAUUGGAUUUCGUUUUGUAUACCUCCACGUCUAGGCCUGUUUUGAGUGCAGUAUAUUAGUAAUUUUCGUAUUCUAUUGCGUUCUCCGCUUCACCACAUGAACAGAUGUGCGAUUUUAUUUUUUCCUUUGUACAGUUAUUAAAGAUCAAAGUGAUGAAAACAACAACAACAAAAAAAAAACACACACAAACGAGUAAGAACAAUUUUGGCGAUUUUUCAAUGCUCUUAAGCUUAUUUUACUUUCAGAAUUGCAAAGUAAACAAAAUAGUCCAAUCGGAACUAUUCAUAUUAUUGUGUCAAACCUAUCGUAACAGAUGAAAAAAUCAAAUUUAAAUAUUGCAAAAAAAAUACAGUCACAGUUUGAAAGUAAAUAUAAUCAGUACUAAUUACAAUGUGUAUCACUAACAACAAUUACUACAGUAAUGUGAAAUAGAACAAGUAAUAAUCGAUAUUGAAACUACUACACCUACCAUCGCAAAUAUAAACAAACAGGGAAACGGUUGAAAAUAAAACUCAAACACAGAAAACAACAAUAGAAAACGGUUAAUUUUGUGCAACUUCAGCUCAUAUAAGCGUUGAAGAGUGGUGUUUCCUCCCCCGUCGAAGGCCGAUAUAAUACAGCUCUGGCCCCUGUAUGUACGAAUAAACUACUACUACUACUAAUACACGCGAAGGGGACUUUGCUUUUGCGCUGGAAUGAUACCUCAUAUCGCUCAUGAUAUUGAUGUUUAUUUUUUUAUUUAUUUCAACCUUGAUUUUCACAAUCGAAUUGUCACAGGCAUAGACAGAGAAGCAUAGACAAGUGUGGCUGAACUUCAAUGAAUUAAUCGCUUCAACUGUUAUUGCAUUUUAGAGAAGAAAUACCAGAUAAAUAAAGGUUCGAAAGACGACGAUUUGAUUGUCGAAUCGAUUUGAUCAUAGGUUCAAUCAUUUAAUGAUAAAAUCCCAGAUAAACUCUUCUGUGGUUGCACAACCAGUUUGAGUUUAUCGAAGGAAGUGAUCUUCAAAUACAAAUAGUUUUGUUCAACAACUUAUCUCACAAUUCAAAUGAAUGAAUAUAUCUCAUUUUGUCUUUCAAUUAAUUCUUGAUUUCCCAAAGAAAUACGAUAACAAGGAGUAUUCCAAAUAUUCACAAAUAAUUGUCUCAACUGCAAUCGUUCUAGAAUGUUUCCAAAUCUAACGAUUGUCUAGAUUCAAUAAUUGAUCUGAUGCGAUUCCUCGCAUACUCGUUUUUCGAAUAUCAGCUGUUUUUCAAAGAUGGGAGAAUCUUACAAAAGUAAACAAAUCGAGUUUCCCUCAUCUACCAAUAAAUGCUUCAAAUUCCUGCAAUUUUGCCUAAAAAUUCGGAUUCUACAAAACUCUCAAUAUUUGUAAUACAAAGAACUAUAAAGGGCGAAACUGUCAUUCCAUUUGUUUACGUGAGUUUUGCCCUCCGUGUUUCAUGGCAACAAACGGGGUGAUACUUCAAUUGCUAGUAAAGAAAGGCGAAACCUUUUUUUCUUUAUUUCAGAUGGUUUCCGAGCCUUUUACCACUGGAAAUAGUAAAUGAGACGAUAAAAUUACUCGCAGAUUUAUCUUAGUCGCGAAAACCAGCCAAUUUAAUGAAAAAUGCGCAAGGGCGUAUCUUUAUAAUUCAAACAGGAAGCAUAAAAGUAAACAAAUCGGAAAAGGGCGAAAUUCUUUUUAUGUUGAUUUAUUCAGUGAAUAUAGAUAGAAAGUGGUAAAAUUUGCAUCACUUUUGAAGAUAAAGUAACAAUUCAUCGACUAAUCAUAAAUUGAUCUGAGAAUAUACGAUAAUUUCUAAAUACGAUUUGAACCCAAAAUCGAAACAUUCAUCGAUGUUUUUCUCCAUUUGCUAUCAAUGUUAGAUUCGUCGUUCUUUGAAAAACAGCUGAUAUAUUUUCUACCAAUUUACAAGCGUUUCUUCCGCUUCUAAAGCGCUGCCCAAGUGGCAAGCACAGAAGUUAACGAAAUUAUACGAAGCAUGAUCAUGAUAUUACAUUUGCUGAGUGGAAUUUCAACAGACUUGACAGCCGAUUCGUAGCGCACAGAACAAUUGAGUGGAUAGUGCAACGAUUCCUUUAACACUAGGAGUCGUUUCAGGCCGAGACGUUUUACAUUGAACCGUCAAUCCAGUUGAAUAAAAGAAUUAGUUUGAUAUUUUUAGAGCUGGAGAACCUUGGCAACCUUUUCUUUGAAUCCUGCGCUGUCAAAGUGGCAAGCAUGGAUUUAAACAACGAUGAACAUUUUCAAACUGUUCUUUGCAAUGAUACAAAAACUGGCCUGCUAGGCGAAAUAAUCGUUAACAUUGAAAUAAAAGUAAAAAAUUAAAGGAAAAAAUCGGUUUACGUGCUUCAAACUAUAGAAUUAUUAUGCUCUAAGAAGUGAGGGUUUUCUCUUGCGUUUGAACUUCAGUGAAGCAAAUAUCUCGUCCAAAAAUAUUCAAACUCGAUGACAAAUGUAUCAGGCAGAGUUGCUAAUGUUAGAGAUUUAUCUGGUAUAUCUAAUUUCGAUAGACACUUAAACAAACCAGAUCUUUUGCUAGAUUUUGCAGAUCUCACAGCAAAAAAAUUAUGGAAUUUCCAGGUGACGUAAAUCCAUAUAUGACACAAUUCAGAAGAACGCAAUUCGUAAAAUCAUUGAAUUUCACAAGAAUGAUUUAAAUUCACGUCAAACCUUCCCCACUUUUCGAGCAGAAGUGUAAACUUACAUGUUUCAGCAGUUAAAAAUAUAUCGAAAUGCAUUUAACUUUUUUAAGUCAUGUUUGAAAAAACGAAUAUGCUAGGAAAAACAUUUCACCAUAGUGUAAUUACGAUACUUCACUUAAGUAGAGUCAUACUGUACCAGAGAUGCCAUUUAUACAGAUUUAUCUGUAUUAUACAGAUUUUUGCAUGCUCAUACAGAUUUAAUACAGAGUACAGAUUUUAUACAGAUUUCCUCAAUUUAAUACAGAUUUAUACAGUCUCACAAACAGUAAGAAGCUAUCUUUUAGUAUUUGAUUCCAGUGUCAAGAUAAAAGUCUAUCAAUCAAUGGACAAAUCACAAAUUAAUAUGGAAAUCUGCUGUGAAAUCCAUUUAUUUUAUAAUUUGAAACCAAUUUGAACUGAUAUUCAAGGAAGUGAUGGCAUCAUGAAACUUUACUGUCAAACUGAGAAUUGUAUGACCUGACUUGAAUUGGGUGUUGAAAUUCCAUGUCAAAUUAUGAAGUGAACAAUUUCAAACUAGAUAAAUACAUGGAAUUACAAUUCAAUUGUUGUGGAUUUAAACAAAAAAAAUAAAACUAUGAAAUUUCGUCGUUGAAUAUUCUUGUGAGCGCGGCAAUGACUGAUUGAAUCUACCAUCCUACAACCACAAUCUAUUGGAAUAACAUCUUUUAGCAUCAUUUUGUUGUAAGAAUUUCAUUUUAUUAGUGAAUACAGAUUAAUACAGAUUUUUUAUACAAAGCAAUACAGAUUUUCUAUGAAAAUAUCUGGCAUCUCUGUACUGUACGUCUGUGUAGGGUAGAGUUGCCAGGUUAUUUUUUCAAAAAUCUGUCAAAACUUAAAUUUAUCUGGACUUGUCUGGGUCUACUAUAUAUAAGGAAAUUUUUGCCGGGCUUCAUUUUCUGUGAACAAAAUACAAAAAAAAAGCUCUCCCCACCUAUCGUAUAGAGGCCAAAACCGCAAAGAUCUAGCGAUCUGACAAAAUCUAGGAACAUUCUUGAAAUCUUCGAAAAUUCGGCAAAAGAUCUGGUUAGUUUGAGUGUCUGGUGAAGCGAGAAAAAUCUGACAUUUUCCAGACAAAUCUGGUUACCUGGCAACGCUGCUGAAGUGCGUCAAGUUGCUAUGCAUGAGUUUACGAUGUGAUGACGAGUCGAACCCGAAGUGUAAAGAAACGAACAUACUUUUUUGUUAACAUAUUUGUUGCCAGUUUUUGUCAGACUUUGUCUUACGAAAAGCACAGAUUUUAAUGUUUAACAUUUGGCAUCCCUGGUAUCAGAAGUAUUUUAUGCGUGUUCUUAUUUUGUUGGGGUCAUUUUGCGCAUUUCAAUAGAGAUAUUGAACCGAAUUGGAAACGACAAAUUAUGGGUACGGAUGUUUUAGUAUUUUCUGAUUUGAUAUUCAUCAGAACUAGAAGAUUGGUUAUAAAUAGAUAGAUUUGAACAAAAAAAAAAACGUUAUUAUACUGAAAACGAACUAUAUUUUGUGCCGAGUGAAUGUCAUUCACUUACACCAUUUUUUUUCUAAAAAUAUUCAAGUAUCUUCUAUAUCGCUAUAAAGGUAUUCUUACAAUGAAUUUCUAAUAAUAAAUAGGAAAUUUGAAUUGUAAAAUUGGAUUUGCUUCAGUGUUGUGUAUUUUAUCCAUGCAUUCAAACAGUAACACAUCGGUUGGUAAUUUAAUAAUGGGAAAUUGCACGAAUAAAAACGACCAAGAUUAAGAAAAUAUGUGGAUCAAAUUAUAUGUAAUAUUUUCAGUCUUUGGUUAGUUGCAAAAAUUUUAACAGUGUAUGUCGUUAAGUCUAUAAUGAUAACACUUACGUUUAACAAUAAGCUAAUCAUUCCACAUGAUUAUGAACAAACUCUGAUCGUUUGAGAAGUUUUAGAGAAAAAUUGUAUGAUUCUUCUUACUUAAUCACAAGCAUAAAUUAUGAUCUUAAUAUGUUUUCAAUUCCAAUAAAAAUCUUGGUAAGUUUUUGAUACUAUCCCGAUGAAACACGGUGUGUCCAUCGAGUGACGGGUCACUAUUUAGUAGACUGCUGGAAAAUAUGAAAAUUAAAUUUUGUUUCAAGAUGACGCGUGACAUAGCGAUGCUGUCAAUUUUAUAGGACAGUUUUAUUGAAUAGGUACACACUCAAACGGCAAACCAGUUCUGUUGCAUUGUGUAUCCAGCUAAGUAGGCGAAAUCAGUUCGAAUUUAAAGGAGUCUACUGGCAACUAAACUGUAUUUCUUUGAUUUAUUUCCAUCGAAGCCAAUUAGCAUGAGAAAGAGGAAAAGAGGAUGCCCCUGAGAUCGUAGGCGUUCGAAUCGAAUCAAACCACGCAAAAGUUCAAUACCACUCUCUGGCGUUUGACCUACUCAACACUAACAAUAGACAGGUUUACAAUAGUGCGGCCCAUUCCAGGCAACCAUAAAUAUAGAUCAAAAUUUAUCGCAACAUAUUAUUCGGACUGUUUGAUUUUUUGGUAACAAGCUAAAAAAAAACAACAUAACUGGCAAACGUUUUAGAACAUGAACAGUUUUCGGGAACAAGUUUCGGUCAACAACUUUUCAAAGCGUUUAAUAUUCUUGCGUUGUUAAAUUGUUAUCGAGUGAAAAGUUCAGUUCACACGGUUUUGAAAGUUUUUAGACUGUUCGUUUGAGUUUUGUUAUCCAUGUUUGUUUCAAUAAUCAAUGAACGGGAAAAUAUGCAGAAAUAUUUAACAAAACGGUUAAGAUAAAGAACAGAAAAGUAGUGAACUGGAACAAUUAUUGAGAAGAACAAAAUUGAGAUUAUGUUUUUGGAAAUUUUAUCAACAAGCGCAAUAAUCCAGGUAGAACCAAUCAAAGCACAGAGUUCGAAAAAUAAAGUCAGUCUACAGAAGAAAACAAUCAUUCAAACAUAAAAAAAAAUUUCUGUUCACUUCGGUUAACUGUUAUGAAAAAGGUAGUAAACAAACCCAAAAAGAACAUCGUGGAAAAAUAACAAAAUCAGAACGAAAAUAAUUAUGCGCGAAAAUGUUACUUUCAAAGGACAAAAAUUCAAGAAUACAUCGUGGAAGGAAGCAAACCAAAAUAAUAACAUUUGACAUUGUACAUUACUCUAGGAAAGCGAAUAAUUGCGACGAUGUUCCCCGAAUUGCCGUUCGUUGGAAAAAGUUCCUCUACGGGGUACGGAACAAAACAACUCCAAAACAUCCCGACAAAUAAACUGUAAAAAUUGAAAGUGCUAGUGCAGAAACGAGAGCAAAACAUAUGACAAAAGAGUAUUUUUGUAUUACUAUUUUGUAAUCGUUGGUGUAUUAUAACUUUAAAGGCAGAGCAAAAACGUAAACCAAAAAAAACUACUAUUGGAAAAGAGACAUAAGAUAGGCAAAAUUUUUCUAGAUAAUGGUAAUUAUGAACAUAAAAUAAAAUUUUCGGCAAAAAAUACUCUAAUUUAAAUCGAAAAAAAAAGAUACAACGUACAUUUAGGCAAACUCAUUCAUAAUCGCAAAAUGCAACUACUUUAAUCGUUGUACAUAAGCUACAGGACGCAAACACCUAAGAACAGUCUGAGGGAGCCUUCCAACGAUCGGCAGUGGGGUCACCUGGUAAGCGCAAAUCUCUUCUCAUUGCUAAGAGAAUUGAGAGAGAAAGAGAGAGGGAGUCAAACGAAAAAAACGAAUAUUUCUAUAUAUAUUCUGAACAAUACCUAUUAGUUUAAAGCGAAAUCAAGAUGAAAUCAUUUUUCGAAAAAUGAACGUAUAUGCGUAAACCCAUUUACGUGUAAACUCGUGAGAAAAAAAACUGUUCGGAUAUCAAUGCAACUAAAAUGAAGAAAACAAAAUGGGACAAGCUAAUUUUAAGCAAAAAGAAACAAACAGAAGUUUGGACAGUAGAGCGAAAAACAUUGUCGGAUAAUUAUGGCCGUAUGAAAAAACGUACAAAAAGUGAACAUAUUUUACGUUCCAAAGCGCUUUUUAUUUUAUCGAUACAUUAAGUAAUGAUCUUAUUGUAAAAUGAAGCGAAUCUACGACUAAAACUGAAAUCUAGUAUAAAGUAAAUUUUUGAGCGAAAGAAACGUUGAAGAAACCGGAAAUCAGACAAGAUGAAAAGAUUUUGUUAAACGAUGUAACAUUUAACAAUAUAUGUAAAAGCAUGAACAUACAACCUUUACGUUUGAGAAUAUUUUUUCUCGAAAUUUCUAUCAAAAUUAAAAGUAAAAUUUAAGAGAAAACCAAAAAGAUGCGAGAAAACUAUUCAUACAAAAACAAAAACACAGAAAAUUGUAAAAAAGUAACCAAACUGUAAUAUAAUGGUCGAUUUCUAGAGAAAAAAAAAUUAAACAUGAAGCCCAAAAUAAACACUAAAAAAUACCUACAAGUGGUUGACGCACAUUAUAAAACCGUUUCAAAAUAGCGAAAAAGAUCAAGACGAGAGAAGGUUCCAAAAACAAACAACAUUCAAACCAUCACAUAGACGAUGCGCGCAGAUGCGAAAGAACAAAAGAUCCAAAAACUGAGAAUUUUGAGAAAAAAAAAGAUUGAGCAGAUUCGAGCCAUGCGAAUAAAAAACAGAAAACAUACUGUAAACACAUACGAAUGUGAAGAUCGAUGAGCAGACAACUAGUUGAGAAAACAAAAUCUGUUCCCAUACAUGAGGAAGAUCAUCAGAACAGAAUAAUUGAAAAAUGCAGCAAGCAAGAACAAGCGAUAAAAAAAACAUCACAUGAUGAAAAAUCUACAUUUUGCAUAAACGAAAAAAUAUAUUUAUGCUUAUUAUUUUAUCUCUGUAACAAAGCGUGUCAUUGUCCAUACAUGUUAUUAGAAGUUUCAACUGUUUGGUGUAAUAAAAAUUAAUAAUAAUGAAUAAAGAAAAUAAAAUUAUUAAUAAAAA
This is a messenger RNA of Malaya genurostris, 46247 nucleotides long. RefSeq names its product homeobox protein prospero (gene pros). Gene Ontology annotation, biological process: regulation of transcription by RNA polymerase II. The record is from RefSeq and is a predicted model, not a curated record. Lineage: Eukaryota; Metazoa; Arthropoda; Insecta; Diptera; Culicidae. Gene Ontology annotation, cellular component: nucleus. Gene Ontology annotation, molecular function: RNA polymerase II cis-regulatory region sequence-specific DNA binding; DNA-binding transcription factor activity, RNA polymerase II-specific. The transcript has 6 exons. The coding region runs from base 4083 to 8489 and encodes 1468 amino acids.